GCACCUGCUGCGCUGUGGGCUUUCCGCUCUUAAGAACAUCAGCGCCUGCGCCUCCUCGUGGAAUAGGCACACUGGCUCCGCCUAUUUCGAACCCCGCAAACCUUUGCCUAAGCCCCGCCUCACUUUGCAUCUUUGGCUCCACCUCUACCCAAUCUCUCUUCCUAAGUCAACAACUCCACAGCCUCGCCCACUCCCGCUGGCAAGCUCCGCCCUCGAGAGGCGCGCGGGCGCUCUUCGCAGCUUUUGCUCGCGCGCCUCUCUCCUUGCAACGCAGAAGAGGCGGCGGUAGCCACACCCCCGCCGCUUAAGCCCCGCCCUCCUCCUCGAGCGCCGCGGUCGCGGAGGCCCUGCCCCCUGCCCGCCCUUCGCGCGGGCGGGCCCCCGCCUUGUCCGCGCAGGCGCAGCCUCACCCUUGAGCGAGGUACCCCCUCAGAGAGGUUGUCCGAUCCGCCCCCCUCAGCCGCAGGACGGUGUGUGACAGACCCCGAGGGAGCGAGGAGGCGGCGGCGGCGCGCGUCGUUAAGUGUCGCGUCGUGCCCGCGCCUCACGCCCGCCCCCUCCGCCCUCUUUCCCUCACCCGCUCACCCCCCCCAGGUGUCAGGGGCAUCCGCCGCCGCCCCCUGCCAUGGUCCCCCGCCCGUCGCCCUGGAAGCAGGAGGAGCUGGGGCGGCGGCCGCCAUUGCCUGAGGGGGCUGCGAGGCGGCGAUGAGAGGAUGGACGCGGACGAGGUGACCAUCCGCGAGCAGAACUUCCACAGCCAAGUGCGGGAGUACACGGUGCGUAGCCGCCGGGAACCGAGGGCCCUUUCGGGGCUGCUGGCACCGCCUCCCUCGACGGCCCCCUCGCCCUCCCUCCGCAACCGCCCCCCACGGUUCUAACGUGUCGACCCCAUUUGCUCUGCCCCCAUCCCCCCCCUCACGAAGGCCCGCCUACACCGCCCCCGCGUGCGGGGAGACGGCGCUGCGCUCUCGCUUUGCAAGCGGCGCCGAGCGGGCUCGUGUGUUUUGCACCUGCGUUUUAUACGCCCGGGCAGUUAGUAGACGCUGCUGCUGCUGGUGCUGCUGUUUUUUAAAAAAGGACUUCCCUUGUGGUUAAGUUGCACCCUCCUCUCUCGCCUUCCGCAAGUCACGCUUCGCCUUUCAGUUUAAAGAAACUCUUCCACGUUUUUCCCUAUUUGUGUGCGUGUUGUCCCUACUGUCGCUGCUUAGGGACUAAAGCCAGGCUUUUAAGCAUUAUGUAGUACAGUAGUUGCGAAGGCAAAAAUGUAAUGAGACCAUUAACCGCGUUGCACUUUUGUGCAGCUUUGGAAGUGUGUGGUCAUAGUUUCUGUCUCCAAGGUGGAUUGGCUUGAAGAGUUUCUACACCUGAGCAGGGUGUCUAUUAUUAUUAUUAUUAAUAUUAUUAUUAAUAUUAUUAUUAGUUCUAUAAUUCUUUUGUUCCCACCAUAGGCAGAGGAGGUACAAUAAUAAAUAGCACUUUACCACCCUUUAGCAGAAUCAUUGUUCUUAAGAGUCUGGGAUGUCUCUGUAGACAGAGUUCUGGGUUUUGCUUAUGUCAGGUACUUGCUGUAAGUUGGUUUUAUGGUCUGUGACUUUAAAACAGCAUUGUGUUACUGUAUUUAUUACUUGCUGUAUAUAACACCGGGAUUCCUUUCAGGUGAAGAACAGUUUAGAAAUAUAAUAAAUACGUAAACAAACAUGUCUGAAAUAUAAUAAACAAACAAGGUAAUGUGGGUCAAAUGUGUUCAUGGGAUACUUUUGCACUCUAUUGGGUAUAAGUUAUGUGGGUCAAAUGUAUUCAUGGGACGCUCUUGCAGUGACCUUUCAUUUCAGCAUAUAAAGUGUUGACUGACUGACACUUAGUUCACGAAGAUCUUUUCACUUGGAAAAGCUUAUGCUUGUAUGACUGCCCACAGUAUGGGUAUACAGGGUAGAGAAAAAACCUUUACAGCCAGUAUAAGUGGUAUGUAUCAUACAUUCCUGCAGGAGAGUGUCUUCCUCAUUCUCAUAUAACCCUCUCCCCAAACACAGCCCAUACCAAGUACGGCAGCUGUAUUGACUGUAUCACACACACUGUAGCUGUACUCUCUAGUUCUGAUUCUCAGUACCCGUAAGUAUAUACUUACUGCUUGAUUGUAAUAAAACUUCUCAGUGGUUUCAUUAGUUUCGUUAGUACUAAUUUCUGAGUAAAAUUGAAGCAUUCAAAGUUCAGUCCAUCACCUUUUGCACAAGUGAUGUGUUUUUGAUGUAUCCAGCUAUCCACUGCUUUUACCUCCUGUGCUGAAUGUGGGAGUACAUUCUACAAAGAAGCUUAUGCCAUUCUGAUUUGCAUAUAAAGUGCUUCCUAGCUCCAGAUCAUAAUCCAAACCUUAACCCAAGCCUGGAAGUUUAUGGUGUCACCACAGCCCUUCUAUAAAUACCAUGUACUACUUUUGCAUAUCAUGUACUGAGCAGGUGUGCAGGAUUGUUGCAUAUACAGUAGUACCUUGGGUUACAGACACUUCAGGUUACAGACGUCGCUAACCCAGAAAUAGUACCUCGGGUUAAGAAGUUUGCUUCAGGAUGAGAACAGAAACUGUGCGGCGGCAGCAGGAGGCCCCAUUAGCUAAAGUGGUACCUCAGGUCAAGAACAGUUUCAGGUUACGAACGGGCCUCCAGAACGAAUUAAGUUCUUAACCCGAGGUACCACUGUAUUUCCAUCUUCUAGAACAGAUGGGAAGCCUCAGGCCUCGGGUGCAAAUGUGACCCUCCAGGCCUCAUUGUUUGGCCGCUGGGACUUUCCACAGGUCAUGCUCCUCAUCAGCUUUUUACUGACUGGAAUGUGUCCUUGAACUGGGAUAAUGUUUCUUAAUUGCCAGAGUAAAGUGUGGAGAGAUGUAUGUGCAUAAAGAAACACCCUACUUUUUGUGUGUGGUCAUGCCUAUUGUUCCACCCAGUUCUGUCUCUAGUCCCACCUAAACUGGCAUGCCACUCCCAUAAGGUUGCCAAUGGGGGAAUAUAGCCCUCAUGCUGAAAAAGAUUCCCCACACAUUUAUAGAUGAAUCUCUAGAGGUCAUGUUGUUUGCCAUUGACUCCCAUCAUCUUUUGGGGGAAAAAGUUGUACCUCACUUUGCCCCCAAAGGAGCUCAAAAAGUGCAUGGAUUCCCCACCCCACUAUACUUCAUAACAACCCUGUGAAGUAGGUUAGGGUAAUGGGUUUAAGGUUACCAAGUGAAUUUCAUGGCCGAAUCUUUCUAAUGCUGACACACACUGUUGAACCUGUGCCAGUCAAGUACAAGAGUACAUCAUUUGUCUAGCCUCUCCACAUCAGUCCUGUAUUAGCCAACUGCCUCGUACGUGCUAUGUACUUUGUGACUCUGUACCCACUAAUGUUUUGCUUUUCCCCACAUCAUACUAAAUACUAUUCUCACAGCAUUCUUCCCCAACCUGUUGUCCGCCUCCCCAGUUUUGCAUAGUUUCAUGCUGGGUACAUUCAGAGAUACAUAACUGUCUGUAUGGCCUCUUCGGAGUUGUCCACUUUGGUUCUAUAACAUCUCCCCACCCCCACAAAUACAAAAGUGAAUCUGCAUGUCUCCCCAUGAAGUGAUGUGCCAAUUUAAUACUGAAAAGUUGGAUGUGUGAGUAAAUUGUACUCCUGCUUAUUUAAUGCCUGAUGCCACCUUAAAUUGUUGUGCUGUAAGGCAUGCCCUCCAUCCCAUUAUUCAAUACCCCACAGUGUAAUAUUUUACAUUUCUCUCUCCUUCGGCUGAUUUUAAUGUUAGAUAAAGACAGUACUUAAAACCACCAUGUUGCUUUGUAAAUUCCAUAGGCAAGUAUGGGGUAGCUUGUUGCGUUCCUUCUUUCCUUACACACGUCUCUCACACUUUCUCCAGACUGAGCAUGGCAUGCAUCAGAAUGAGGGAAUAUGUGGUUAACACCUCAGUGUCACAGGACUACGUCAUCUCCUCUACACAAUACUUUUGGUAAUGGAUUUUAUAGUUGCUCAGCCUGUGUUAAAUGCUGUUCUUAACCAGAAAUAGAAUAUAUAGUCUUUCUCUAGGAAUGUUAUGGUAUACUUCCCCCAAACUGUGUUUUCAGUUUUGGCCUCUAAUUUUUUACUGAAAAAACUGUAACAGGUUAGAUAAAAUUAGUGUUCUUGGAAGCUUUUUGUAACCUGGCAUACUUCCUUAAUUGCUUUUUUACACUACACUAUUCCCGGAAUCAGGCUGGUUCCUGUGGCCUGGGACACAUUGUUCAUUUAAUGCAUGGAGAAUCCUGCCUUUCAGAGUAGGAGCAGACCAGAUUGUUCAGCUUGUUGGUUUUGAUUAUAGUGACCCUUCUUGUUUUGCUUGUUUUAUUAGAUCAAGGUGUGAACAACUGAGGGUCUGUUCUCAUUUCUGAGGAUUUGUUAUUUUCAGCUUUGGUCUUUUAUAAAACCUUUUUUUUCUCUUCAGUUGUAAGCUGAUAUUUUCAGUAAAGUGAAUUUUAAGCCCUUCUCAGAAAUUGCAGCCCACACAUAGCACAGCAACCCUUCUGUGUUGUGCAAAAGUUGCAUAAGAACUAAUACUUUAAGUUAGCCUUCUGCUUUUUUCGUAAUUCUCAGCGGUAUCUUUUUACUGUUGGUCCAAUUCUCCUGGUGCUAUGAACCUAGUUUGCAUUUUGAAUAGCUACAAAUUUAGUUUGUGAAAGUGGACUUGGCAGUCAUACCAUCCUUUUGCUCUUCAGACAGCACAAACGUACAACAAAAUUACCAAAGAAUAAUACAGUAGUCAGUUUCUUGUACCCAUGUCAUCAUGCCAUCUUUGUUUGGAUUCAGCUUCAGAUAGCUUGCCUCACCUAGUCCCUUGCUUCAUUGAGACUCUGAAUAAUAGAUUAAUCAGACUCAAAAUACAGAUAAACAUCAAACAAAUUGUAACAUUUUCUUAGCAAUAUAUGAGAAAAUGGACUUUCUGGAAGUGAAAUUGCACCAUGGGUACCUUCACUUCCUUUCUAUUGAAUUAUAAAACUCCAGUGUGGAAUUUCUUUUUAUAACAUCCUUUUCAGUCUUUGAAGUGAUAGCAUUCAGGGUAAAUGAUGGUUGAGAUGCACCAAAUAUGCCAACUUAGCAUUUUUAAAGGCUACAUGUUUAUAAAUAAUGCACGAUACAUUUUCCAGAAAUGAGAUGACUUGCAGUUUAGAAAGUUUGUUGACUGAUUCAUUGAGAUCACAACUCAAUGGAAAGAAAAGAGUUCUAGAAUUGUAGAGUUGGAAGGGAUCCUGAGGGUCAUCUAGUCCACCCCCUGCAAUGCAGGAAUCUCAACUUUGCAAUCCCCAUCCAACUGAAACCAUAUCAGACCCUACAUAGCUUUACAAAUGUGCCAGCAGCUUUAUUGCUUCAGUUUUAAUAUGUUGAUUGAUGGCCAGUGAUCAAAAGACAUAACUUUUCUGGUUGCCUUGCACCAGACUCCUAUGACCCUCUCAAUGCUAAAUGCAUAUACUGUGGUACCUCAGGUUAAGUACUUAAUUCAUUCUGGAGGUCUGUUCUUAACUUGAAACUGUUCUUAACCUGAAGCACCACUUUAGCUAAUGGGCCUCCUCCUGCUGCCGCGCUGCCGGAGCACGAUUUCUGUUCUCAUCUUAAAGCAAAGUUCUUAACCUGAGGUACUAUUUCUGGGUUAGCGGAGUCCGUAACCUGAAGCGAAUGUAACCUGAGGUACCGCUGUAUAUCCCUCCAGAAGCUCCCAGACCAUGGUAACAGUUCUAAGGAGAACCUAGUUGAACAAAUGUGAAUGAUAUUAAAUUUACAGUUUUGGUGAUUUGUGUGUAGAAUUUAGGGUUUUCGUGCAAAUGUUUAAAGGACUACUCAUGGUGCUAUUGUUUCAUGAAAAUCUUAAAUAUAAAUCCUUAAUUAGUUUUCUGGAAAAUCUGGAAAAUAAUUGAAACAAUUAUUAAAUACUGUUUUUUCAUCCUCAGUGCUUGUUUACUGUCUAAGUAAAUGGCAUUCAUUCUGCUGUAUUGAGUGAAAUUCCCUGGUAUAAAUUAGAUCCUCUGGGUAUUUUUUCCAUGUAGGUGUGUUAAAUAGAAUAUGCUGCAUUGAGAGAAAGGUAAUUUAUGGUUGUUAAUUCAUGGUUUCUCUCAAUCCCUUCCCAGAGUUCAUUUGUCUACUAUGGCGGGAGUGACUACUUUUGUCUAAGAACUAAUUAUGUAUGGCAGUUUUUAGUUUCCUAUUCCAGUUAGAGAACAAAUUUGUAUAGAUGAAGAACAUUAACUUGGCUCCUAAGUUGCUCCUCUAUUCACGUAAGGGGGAGAUAUCAGCCAACUCCCCCCUCUAUCCACACCCAUGUGCACAAUAUUGUACACCAUUCCCAAGGGUCUCCAAACCCAGGAGAAGAUUAUUGGGUACUGCAGAAGGUAGGGGGAAGUGAGAAAUCCCUCUUCCGUGAAUAUUAAUUUUGUUCUGUUCACAGGUGAAGGGUUGUAUUUAUGGCCCCUCCUUCAUUCCAGAUACAGUAACUGCAGUAGAAAAGUCAACAGUUGCAUUGAUAAGUGUUCCAAGAGAUGAAGAGGGGGGCAUGGAUUUGGUUUCACCUGCUCCUACUCACUCCCAUUUCUCUGCUGAAGGCACCGUAUUUUUCGCACCAUAGGAUGCACCGGACAAUAGGACGCACUUUGUUUUAGAGGGGGGAGAACAAGAAAAUUUUUUUUCCCCCUCUCUGCCCAGCGCCCCUUCAGUGAAGCAGCAGGAGGCGCUGCACAGAGAGGGGGAGAACUUUGCCCCUCUUGUUUUCCCGCUCUAAAACAAGGUGCCGUUUAAGGUGCGUUCAGGCGGCUACCUGAAGCCUGGAGAGCGAGAGGGGUCAGUGCACACCCACCCCUCUUGCUUUCCAGGCUUCAGGUUCCUCGAUCUGCUCUUUGGGGCUGGCGGGGAAGCCCACCACCAGCCCCAAAGAGCAGGUCAGGGAGCAGCGGAAAGGCGCAGCGGAGAGGCUCCUGCCAUAGCUGCGCGUCACCUCUCCAGCCGGGAGAGGGUCGCAGGGCUAUGGCUUCUUUAGCCCCGCGCACGCUCUCCCGGCUGGGGAGGUGACGCGCGGCUAUAGAGGCUCCUGCUAUAGCCACGCGUCACCUCUCCAGCCGGGAGAGGGUUGCGGGGGGCUGCUUUAGCCCCGUGCGCGCUCUCCCGGCUGGAGAGGUGACGCGGGGCUGUAGAGGUUCCUGCCAUAGCUGCACGUCACCUCUCCAGCCGGGAGAGGGUCGCGGGGGGCUGCUUUAGCCCCGCGCGCGCUCUCCCGGCUGGGGAGGUGACGCGCGGCUAUAGAGGCUCCUGCCAUAGCCGCCUGUCACCUCUCCAGCCGGGAGAGGGUCGCGGGGCUAUGGCAUCUUCGCUCCAUAGGAUGCACACACAUUUCCCCUUCAUUUUUGAAGGGGAAAAAGUGUGUCCUGUAGAGCGAAAAAUACGGUAGAUAUGAUUUUCUGAUAAUAGAACCCCAGAAUUGUAGAGUUGGAAUUGACCACAAGGGUCAUCUAGUCCAAACCCCUGCGAUGCAAGAAUAUUUUGCCCAAUGCAUGGCUCAAACCCACAACCCUGAAAUUAGGAGUCUUAUGCUCUACUGGCUGAGCUAUCAGGUUGUGUGCUUACAGUUAGAUUGGAUCCAGUGUUGUAUGUGGCUUCUAAAAAUUAAGGGAAAAUGUGGGUACUCAAUCACAUAUAUUUGUGAUUUGGCUGCUGCCAUUUGUUCUUAGUUUUUCCACACAAACUACCAAUCAAUAUCUGUCUUUUAUGUAAUUUUUCAAUGUCUCCUUGGAGAUGCUAUUUUUUCUUUGGCUGGGUUUGUUCCUACUGUUAGACCAUAGUUUAAAAUAAAUUAAUGUGCACAAGUGCUCUUCUCCUACUCUGCUCUUUACUGUGCCAAUGUGGGAGAGGAAACAUGCCCAAACCAAUACAGAACCUGGCUUGUUGUGAAGUGUGAACCUGGGCUCACAGAUUUGUUUUCUUUCCCGACAAACCAUGAAUGGAAGCCAAGGAUCAACAUAAAUGUGUUAAUGUUACAAGAAUGUGAUAAUGUUAGGAUUGAAGGCUUUUUCUCUUCUCACUAUAACUCUUGAUUAAUUGGCCUACCUGGCAUGUUGCUGAGAAUCUUCUAAAGAACAGUACAAUUGGUCCUUUAUUUGACCUGUAGGACUUGCAUCACAGACAGUUGUUUUCCUGAGAAGCUAAAAAUGGAUAGAAAUUUAUUCAGCUGAGUUCAAGGUGAAAUGUAUUCUCUUUCUGUGUGAAUGUUGACCAGAGUGGGUUUGAACUGUUCAGUCAUCAUUGUUAAAUUUUUCCUCUGGUUACUUAAAGCCACAACAGCAGGCAUGUUGGUAUUGCAGUGCCUGUUUCACACACUUAUAAAUCCGCAUUUAUUUUUGGAUUUUGGUAGUUGGAAGUUGAGUGAAUCCUGGUGGACCAUGCCUCCCCAUGCCUGCUGGGCCAAAUUUGGCAGGCAGGUGGGGUUACUAUAGUCACUAUAACAGCAGGUGAUGCACUUUGUAGCCCCAGUUGUUGGGACUUCAAAGAGCGGUGUGGACUGUUUGCAAAAGGGCUUUUAAACAGCCUACACUGAAACUGUGUCACGUUUGUUGUCAAAUGUUGGUUAUAUGGGCAUGUUUGCCCAAAUGAGGAGGCUUCAUAGACUAAUCCAUGGAUUGUUGAAAUUUGAUAAAAUUAUUAUUCAGUAUUGUCAGUGAAUGUAGCAAUGUAAUACAGUCCUAAUGUUUUGAGGUUGGAUGUGGGAAUUCUGUUGGCCAGGCAAGAAUUUGAAUGGUUCCCCAGAAUCCAGAUGCCUGCUCAGCUAAUAAACUUGUUCUAUGGUCUUUGGGAAACAUCAAGUUUUUCAGCAUUUAUUCUUUUUUGCAAAUAUUUUUGCAAAUAUUUGGUAAAAUGGUACAAUCUACAAUAACUAGAGAAAACUCAGAGUCUUGUUUUAUUAUUUGUACCUCAUACUUUUCUCAUGGGGUUAACUGUGAAUUUAUUAUUAAUUAAAUUUAUUAAUUCAGAGUCCACGGCUCCCUAGACCAACUACAUUCUUUCUGUAGCAUCCCUGUGGGGCUCAGGAGUACAUCUAUGUCAUCCCUUGCCUGCAGAGCUGGCAGCCUCUCAUCCUUUUUCAAACAUCCUCCCUGUGGAGUGUUCCCUCAGCCUCGUGAUGCCCCUCUCUUCUCUUUGGGAGUCCUCCAGGCAGCUGCUGCUGCUCUCUCUGGUCUCUGAGCUGCCCCCCCCCACCCUAAAGAGAGCUGCCUCCUACAGGCACCAUUCCUUUGCAGAGCUUAUAGCCAGGGCUGCUGCAGUAAACAGCUGUGCAAGCUUGGGGUAGGCAGAGAUGUGAGAGGGCAUCAGAGGAGGGAGGGAAGGAAAGACGGACAGAGGCUAGUGUUGCCCGUGGCAGCCCUGACCAUCAUUCAAGGCACCCCAGGGUGCCAUGGCACACUGGUUGAAAACCACUGAAUGAAUUAAAUUUCUAUACCACCCUUAUUCUGAGAAUCACAUGGGUGCUUUACCAUAAAAAAAUGAAAUAUGUAUCAUAGUAACAAAUAGAAACAACACACCUCCCAGUUUAAAAGGCCAUAGAUUGUUUAUGUGGCCAAAGGCCUGAGAGAAGAGGAAUGUUUUUGCCUGGUGCUUAAUGAUACACAACAAAGGUGCCAGGUGAGCCUUUGUCCUAAUGUCACCAGUGCAACUUAUUGCUGAGUGGGCAUAUGAACUUGCAUCUCAUGGACCAAUCAGGGAUGAGGAACCUCCAGCCUUCAGGUCAGUGUUGGCCCACCAGGCUUCCCCAUUUGGCCCCCGAGUCCAUUUUGGGCAAGUCACAUUCACCUGCCCUCUACCUGACCUGACAUCAUACUGAUAAAAAUUGGGCUUGAUCAAAGCCUGCUUUGAGCAGCUGCCAAAGUGCUUGACAGCCAGCUGGUUGUUGGGAGCCUUUGAAGCAUUAAGCAGGAACCCAGCAUUAAGCAGGAUUGCUCUCCCGUCACAUUAGCCUAUGAGAAGAGGGAGUGAUCUGCUUGGUUUUUGAUUGUUGGUUGUUGAUUUUUGCUUUUAUCCAGUUGUGUUAGGAAGUAAUAUUCUGCUGUAAACAGAAUAAUAUGUUUUUAGUAACUCCAAAUCCUUCUGUUUGUGCUUAUAUUUUGUUCAUAAAAACUUAAUGCUAGUUUCUUAUUUAUUCUAAGGGGAGGAAAGUACUGGUUCUAAUUUAAUGCUUUUGUAGAGUAUUAUAAAUCUGUCAUAUCAAAAGUAUGAAAAAUCAAUACAUUGGGAUAAAUUUUUAUGAGUUAUAACUCUUAGCUUCCAUGAAUAUGCAGGUGUGUGGAUGUAGUUCUAUACUAAAGAAUAUCAUGAAUAAUUUGAUAUAUUGAGUUUUAUUUAUAUAGUUUAUUGUAAAAGUGCCACCUUGGAAUUUUAUUUAUUUUAUUUAACAAGAUUUAUAUACUGCUUGAUUAUAAAUAGAAUCUCUAAGUGGUUUACAAACAGUAAAACACAUUAAGUUCUCAAAAGUUUCAAACAUGUAUUCCAAACAAUUUAAAAUAUAAAUAAGAUCAACUUAAGCUAAAAACAUAUUAACAUGUGCCAACAACUUCUUUAUUUUCAAAUUUUCUUCUACAUGCCUAUGCCUAGAACAGUCAAUGUAGAAGAACAUACACCUUUUUUACCUUCUAGCAUGGGCAAGGAACCUUUUGACCCAACUGACCAGAUCUUUCUCCAUCCUCAUUCCUGACUGGACAGGUGGGUUGUCCCUUCUGCAGUGCUUCCCAAGUGUCUGAUAGCUAACUGGUUGUCAGGUGCCUGGGAACAUCAGUGCAAGGGGCUUUGCAAGGGGAACUCUGUUGUACAGAUGAUUCAGACACACCAUUAGGUGCCCCACACUUGACAUCACAUAAGAUGUCAGGUGUGGGGCAGAUGCGCAUGGUUUGGGAAAACCGUCCUCGUGGAUCAAAUUAGGAAAUAUUGUACCCAAAUUUGGCCCAUUGGUAAGAGGUUCCUCACUCUUAUUAAAGGUGUGUUACAAAAAGCAACAGAAGUGAACUUGAUAUUGUUGUGGAUUUAUCAUACUGCCCUUCUGUUUUAAUUGGGAACUUCAUUUUUAAAACCAAUAAUAAUAAGCUAAGGCUUGAGAGUAUGGAAAGUACAGUCCUUUCAACAUUCUUUUCUGAAGCAGUGAGAUUGAUAUUAUCUAGCCUCUUGUUCCUUCCUCUACAGUGGCAAGAAUUUCAGAGAUCAGUGUGAUGGACCUGGGUUUUCUGAGGACAUUGCUAUGGGUGGAUGAUCUAGCAGGGUUAACAGACUUGACUUCUUUAUGUUGUUAUGCCAAGUAAACUUUGGCUUCCAGGCAUUGAAAAUUGAGGUAAAGAAUGCUUCCACACUCAGAAGCUACAUUUCAUAGAAUCAUAGUUGGAAGGGAUCUCAAGGGUUAUCGAGUCCAACCCCAUGCAGUGCAAGAAUCUCAGCUAGAUUCAUCCAACCUCUAAUUAAAAACCUGCAAGGAAGGAGAGUCCACCACCUCUCAUGGGAGCCUGUUCCACUUUUGAACAGCUCUUACUAUCAGAAAGUUCUUCCUGAUGUUUAGUCAGAAUCUUCUUUCUUGUAACUUGAAUACAUUGGUUUGGGUCCUAGCCUUCAGAGCAGGAGAAAAAAGCAUGCUCCAUCUUCCAUGUGACAGCCCUUUAGAUGUUUGAAGAUGGCUAUCAUAUCUCUUCUCAGUCUCUUCUUUUCCAAGCUAAACAUAUCCAACUCCUUCAACCAUUCCUCAUAAGGCUUGGUUUCCAGACCCUUGACCAACUUUGUCGCCCUCCCCUGCACACAUUUCAGCUUGUCAAUAUCCUUCUCAGUAAUCCUUAUGACAACCCUAUAUGAUAGGCCAUCAUUGUUGUUAUACUACAGAUGGGUUGGACUGAGAAAUUCUUGAAUGAUACCAUCAUUCUUAAGGUCUUCCAGGCUCACCAUUUCCCUAAGGAAGAUGGAUAACUAUUGUCAUAUGGAAUAAAUUGUUGAUGCUCUGUUCACCUCUUUUAAUUGUAAUCAAAGCACUUCAUGGGCAAAGGCAACUGACAAUAUUAUGCCCCCACUCCCAUUUCCAUUCUUUUUUAAAGCAUUUCUGAGGCACCAAGGAAUGCAAAUAAAAAAUAAAUUUUGACUUGAUAUUCUUUGCAGAAGUCUGUGAGUGGCAUAUCUUUAUGAUGCUUGAGAUGGAUCUGCGUGUAGCUAUUAGUACUUUGUUUAGUUGCCAAAUGGCCCUGAAGGACACAAGCAUUUCCUUAUGGGAACACUCUUGCAUUAGAAUCAGCCUGUUGCCACCUGCCGUAUAGAAGAAAGAUUGCUAAUUGUAAUUAUAUUCACUGCUUUCAAUUUGGGAAACUGUUCUAAAUUGUUCUAAACCUUUUACUGUGGUUUACAGUUGUAAUGCUUUGCAGACUCAACAGUAGUACCACUGAGAAAGAUAGUUUAAGGAAGGCAUUGCUGUCAAUUCCAUGUGUUUGUGCUGUAUCAUGAGUCCUAAGAUAACCUACAAGAUAACCAGUUUCUCUAUCACUAAGCUUGGAAAAUAUUGGGAAUUAUUAAACAUUGGGAAUAAUUAAAAGUUAUUGUGAGGGAUCCAUGGUUAUAUUUGCAAUUAUGGCUGUGCUUUUUCGAGCACACGUGGAAGUGGUUUCACCUGUUUCAGCUUCUGCCCCCUUCAUCCUGGUUUCAACCUCAUGCAGUCAUCUAUCCGCAUACACAUUCAGCAUUUUUUGAUAAACUUCCAUUUUCCCUGACCACUAACCAUGCUGGCUAGGAGUGAUGGGAAUUGUAGUUCAACAACACCUGGGGACCCAAGGUUGAAAAAGGCUGCACUAUGGCCUUUCCAGGUUUACAUGCAGUUCUGUAUCAGCAGUUUGAAGAUGGUGCACAAAUGGCACCGCCAGUGUGGUGUAGUGGUUAAGAGCGAUAGACUCGUAAUCUGGGAAACCGGGUUCGCGUCUCCGCUCCUCCACAUGCAGCUGCUGGGUGACCUUGGGCCAGUCACACUUCUUUGAAGUCUCUCAGCCCCACUCACCUCACAGAGUGUUUGUUGUGGGGGAGGAAGGGAAAGGAGAAUGUUAGCCGCUUUGAGACUCCCUAGGGUAGUGAUAAAGCGGGAUAUCAAAUCCAAACUCUUCUUCAUUUCCUGCUGCUUUUAUUCAAGAGUUAAUAUACUUCAGGGCAUUAAUGUGGACUGCCUCUCACUUUUUGGUGUUUAUUUGCUUGCUAUGAGUUAUUAUAGCUUCUUGUCAGACCUGCAUCAUUUGACCUUUUUUUUGUAUGUAGUAUUUUGCUAUUGUAGAACCAUCUCUUGAGUUGGGGUUGGGGGAAUCUAAGGAAUGAUUUAGGGCUGUAAAAUCUCCCCCUGCCCCAGAUUUUAGACCUUUUUUAAAAAAAACCAACCUUUUAAGUACAGCAUCUGAUCACUAAGAAGUUCUAGAGCUUAAAUUCAGUUACUUUUGCAAGUGAUAGCCAUGAGAAACGUUGGUCCUUGGACACAAUAUGCUUGGAAUGUGAUAAUAACAUUGCCAACCUUUCUUUGCCCUAUUACAGAAUAUAUUGUGUGUAAACUUCUAGGAAUGGAGAGUGGUUAAAUCACUAGAAUGAAACAUUGUAUGUAAAACGACAUGGCAGCUGCCAGUGCAUUCUACUGACAGUUAAUUUCACUUGUAUCAUUUUGUAUUUUGGUUGUUGGAGUCUCAACCACUAGCCAAACAACAGAAAGAUACUGUGCAAGUGAAAUUAACUAUCUAUAGGAUAUGCUGGCAGCUGCCAUCUCUUAUGUAUAAUGUUUCAUUCUAGGCGAUUCAUCUAACCACUCUAGUUCCUAGUGCCUUCAUCUGCCCCCGCUGUAACAAAACAUGUCCCUCCUGUAUCGGUCUCUAUAGCCACAGCAGAUGCUGUAACCCUCCAAUGGUUUGACUUCAUCCCCAAAGGCACACUCUUCCAUUGUCUCUCGAGACACAUGGGUACCAACCAUGUUGGUUAGUUGUAGAUCACUGGAUGAGGUUUAGCAUGAGGAAGAGGUGAGGAAAGGAUAUACUUUUGAUUAUCCUCUAGCAUCACCUGACAAAUUGUUUAUAGACCCAUUUCCUACUCUAUCCUAAAAAUACACUUUGAAGAUCACUGUGAUGAAAUUAUGGGCAGCUGCAGUUGGAAGUCAGAAAUUGAUUGCAUGUGCAAAUCCCUGCAUGGCGUUAGGUGUUCUCUUAAAAAAUGUGAACUACCUUUAUUCUGGCUUUAAAUCACACUGAUUUAAUUUGGAAUAAUAGAUCUCUCGCUGUGGGUUGGAAGUACUGUUUCAGAAUUAAAUAUGACCCUGCUUCCAGUCAAAUUGAACUUGGCAAAGCAAGCCAUAAGUGUUUUUGCAUGAGAACGUAAGUGUUAGCCAAUUAAUUGUAGAUAAUGUAUUUUAAAAUAGUCUUUGCAUAAACAACCCUCUAGUUUUUUCAUUAUCUCCUUCCGGAAACCCUGAGAAUGAAGGAUAAUAGAAGCACUCUGCAGGGUUUUAAUGACAAGUGCUGGGUAAGAUGAGCUGAACCAGGAAUGGGGUACUAUAUGCUGACAAGCGCUGGCCUGGAGAGUGCUGAUGUGUCCAGUCAUUUGAUAUAACUGGUUACUGGCAUUUAGAGAUAGCUAAUUCGAGUGAAAGCACAGUGAAUAAAGCCAGAGUCCAAAGAAACUGCAAAUUAAUAUACUGUUCAGGUGCAAUCCAGCUCAGAUUAAGUCCUGACAUAUGCAUGGGGGGAAGGGAAUAUUCUACUUCCAUCCAAAUAUACAGUCAAUCUUCUUCUUUGGCGAUCACUUAUAGCUGAGUAAGAUUGUCUUCCAUGAAUAUGGUCUUAACGGUGUGUCCAUAGGCAACUGUGGAGACCAGUUCUGGAUCCAGGUAGCAGUUGAUCACGGCGAGGAUUUGCCAAAUGUGCCUUCCUCUUAGCUCAUUUCUCCCUUUCAUCCUGAGUUCAUUCUUCUUCAAAGUGCAUGAUGCCUUUCAGUCAGUAUUUAACGUGAAACUCAACUUUAAAGUUUAAAUAUAUUUUUAUGAAGAGUUAUUUUUGUUGUUUUAUUAAUCUCUAUUCUGCUUUUCUACUCAGACAUUUAAGGCACAGUUGCGCCUUUGUACUUUUAGUAUUAUUAUUAACUACUCUUCUUAUAUACGUAAUGCCAAACCAUGGUUUGGUGUUAUUCCUAAACAAACAUACUGACUACUAAACAUGAUUAAUAGUAAAAUGGAAUUUGUGUAUGUGAGGAGUGCAAUCCUUUGGCCAUUUGCUAUCCAUGGGCAACAUUACAUUGCACAGACAUUCAUUAUUAGAGGAAAUACUAACUUUCAUGUUGCAUUUUUCAUCACAUUUUGUAUCGGAAUGUUUCAAUUAUGGUAAGAGUCAAGUGGGACCUGCAACAGAAUGUUGCAGCGUAGAAUAUCCUAUUCAACCACUGCAGCCAUUCUUUCUUUGUAGACACUUGAUUCCAGGGGUAGCCACCUCUUACCCUUCAGGUUCUGUGAGCUACGACUCCCAUCAUGCCUCAUUGUUGACCCUGUUGUCUGAGGCUGGGAGUUGCAGUCCACAACAGCUGGAGGGCACCACAUUGCCAACACUGUUGUAUUCCAUUCUCCUAGUUUCUAUUAGUAUGAUGAUGAUUGUAAGAUUUUUUUUAAUGAAAAAGUUCAAGGUCUGACAGGAUAUAAAAGAAUAAAUCAGGUUAGAAAGAUACAUUGCCACUGAUUUCCACUGAUCACUCUGUUCAGUUGCCAGUCAUUGUAAGAAGGAAGACAUACAGUAGUAGUUGUUUCCCAUGUAGCACAGAUUGCAAACUUUAUACUUUGUCCUUUGACAUGAGAUGUUUUGCGCAGCCCCACAUUCUGGAGUAUUUGCUUGCUGGUAGGUAAGUGUACAUAGGAUUGCAAGCCUUAGUCAAUUAUCGGUUGAAUUGGGGAUUGGCAUCCCAUAAAUUAUGAAUUUGAAUAGUUGGGUUUUUAGUGUCAGAUUGUGGGGCUACUACAGGAAGUGUAAUGGUUUAAAACCUUUAAUUAACUUUCCAUUCAUUUUGUUCCUACUUUAUUUCUAACAUUUCUGGCUUUGUUUUCCUGUAUUAUAUUCUGGGUACAGUAGUUGUCUACAUGUCAGUGGUUGAAAGAAAUACAAAUGAUUAGUAUAAAGUUCAACACCAUUUUAAUGCAUAGUUUAUUUUCUCACAAGCGUGAUCCAGUAAAAAAAUACCUAGACUUGUGCAAUGAAUUAGCAGACUUCGUGUGUUGCAGGAGUGCUGGAGUGCCAUUAUUGCAUCCUACUGGUGUUCUGGGUCAGUUGCCAGAUUAGAUCUUCAAAUGUGUUGUGCAAGCAAAACAGAAGUUUGCUGGCAUGCUCACUGGACAAUAAGACUGGCAGUAAUACACAUUGUUCCUGAAAAAUGAUGGAUUAAUUCCUUUGCAAUCUGGCCUUUUUAAUAUAUCUUGACUAGUUAAGAAGAUAUAGUGGUGAAUUUUCUUAUGUGUGGCCCUUGCAGCAGUAAAAUUGGUACUUUGGAAAAGCUACAAAAAUAGCCAAAAUAACAUAAGCAUUGCAUAUUAGUAAUUAUACUUUUGGUAUAAUGUUUUCUUUCUAUUUAUUAUAGGUUGUGUCACUUUAGUAUUUUUGAAAACUAAAUUGCUGCUUGUUAUAUGAUGUGAAUCUCUUCACUCUGUAACUUUCUUUUUCAGAUCUGUUUUCUUCUGUUUGCUGUUCUCUAUAUUGUUUCCUACUUCAUUAUCAGAAGAUACAAGAGGAAAGGAGGUAACUGUUUUUAUAGUCAUAUGUAGACUGCAAUCAAAAUGGGAAAUAGAUGAGAUGCUCUUGAUGAUAUUGGGGCACAGUGCCAAAAAGGUGUUUUGGGUGAUGAGGGGAAAGUUUGUGUUUGACCAGAGCCGUACUAUUUUACAUUAUCUCUUCGUUGUAUUUGCCCAACCUUUAUUUCUUUCAGUGCAAGUUUCCCAACUUGUUAGGACUUUAGCUCUUAACUUGUGCCUGUUUUCUUCAUUUAUAAUUUUGCAAGUUGGUUAAUAGAAGGUGAAGUUUAUUUAUUUAAAUAAUUUAUAUAUUGCUUCUGAUAAAAGAAUCUCCAAGUGGUUUACCAUCUAAAAUUCCAAUACUAAACUGUUAAUAUGUAUAAGAACAAAUAAGUACUAAACUAUACAUACAAUCUAAAAAACAAUCGACAAUAUAAGUAAGUAAUGUAACAGCGCCAUAUGUAAAAUGGGCCAAUAACCUAGUGGGGCAAAACCUGCUCAGGUAGAUGUGUGUUAACAGUCUUGGAAAGCACCUUACUGCAAUUGCCAGAAAGAAAGCUCAUUGUCUGUGCCAUGCUGCCACCUAGCUACCAAAUGUCUACAGACUGCAUGGUGGCAAUCUUCUUCUUCUUUGGCGAUCACUCGUAGCCGAGUAAGAUUGUCUUCUAUAAACAUGGUUUUAACAAUGAGUCUACGUGCAAUCUUAUUAACAGUUGCAUGACAGGGAUCCUAGUGGUACAAGUAGCAGUAUGGUUGCAGUCUAAAUAAAUAUGGGUUCAGGAUUGCUAAUUUAGCUUACCAUUACUAUGUCAGUAAAUGAUAUACUAUUUAAGGGUUUGAGAUUAAAGUUUAACUGGAGGGCUUAUAUUAACUUGGAUUUUUAAUGUAAGAUCCACGUAUUGAUGGUCAGUAUAUCCAAUAUGUUAUGGUUUACUAUUACUGUUAGUACUAUUUUCCCUGUUUUUCUUCUUUACUUUAUUCCCCAUCUUUUCAUGAUAUUUUCCCCCAAUUCCUUGUUAAAUCUGCAAAUUAAAAAAUUAAUAACACGUAAACUUAACAUCCAAAUUUAUUUGUACUCAGUUAUGUUAUUAUAGACAAAUUAAUUGACGGCAAGACUAUCCAAGGCUUCUGGCCAUGAUGGCUAUGUUCUGCUUCCACUGUCAGAGGCAUUAUUCCACCAACUAUCAGUUGCUUGGAAUUGCAGGUGGGCAGAAGGCUGUUGCGCUCAUGUCCAGCUUGCAGACUUCCCACAGGCAUCUGGUUGGUCAUUUCUUAUCCGUCAAAAACUAAGUUAUACUUGGGUAAGGGUAAGCUUCUAGUGGCUUGCACCAUCAAGCCAUCUUGACAUUUUUCUUCACUUUCAUCUCUAACAUUGUGUAUAUUUAUAAAUGUAGCUUUAAGAAAAUGAAUUCCUUUAAACUUUGACAUUUCUCUUUUUUAUUUAAACAUUUAUGAAAUACAGUACUUUUAUAAAGUACAAAUAUGAAGUAUGAUAAAAAAAAAUGAAGUUUGAUUAAAAAAACCCUUGCAUAAUGUAAUAUUUUGAUUACAUUUUCAUUUCUAUUCUGACAAUAUUUUAAUGGAGCUUUCUAAAGUUUCAAAAUUUCAAAACUGUAUUUUUCCUUUUUUCUCCUUAAACAUGAAAUUUUGCACUGAUUUGUCAAAUCAUUUAUAUAAAAUUUCUUAAUACAGAUCCUAAUAACUAAUACAGUUUCAUAUUGUCUUGCACCUUACAGUUGGAACUUUUCAAAUUAAACCUCUUUUCAAUCUGUUUCUCAUUUCCUAUCUACCCUGAGUUGUUUUAUUUUGGGGUUGAGGGGUUGUUUCUUUUCUGUCAGUUAGGUCUGGAGGGCAGGACGAAUUCUCCUCCUGGAAGAUGAGGCAACAGUCUUAAGGAGGCAACAGUCUUGAAGACCCUGCCUAUCAAGGCCAGAGGGGGGGAGUCAUCCUAUUCAGAGAAUGUCUGCUAGUCCAAUCUGUAAAUACAAAUUCAUGGUAGAACAAAGAGGAAGCACAAUUUCCAUUUUCCAUUUUCUUUAACAUUGUUAAAGUAAAGCCAAAGUGCUAAGAAGUAAAGAAAGUGUGAUAACAAAUUAAGAAUUGUACAUACAGUCAUACCUCGAAAAGUUGAACAGAAUCUGUUCCGGAAGUCCGUUCAGCUUCCGAAAUGUUUGACUUCCGAAGUGCGGCUUCUGAUUGGCUGCAGGACACUCCUGCAGCCGAUCGGAAGCCACGGAAGCCCCAUCGGAUGUUCGGCUUCCAGAAGAACGUUUGAAAACCGGAACACUCACUUCUGGUUUUCGAUCUUUAGGGAGCUGGAACAUUCGACUCCCAAGGCGUUUGGGAGCCGAGGUAUGACUGUAUUCUAAUUUCCCCCAAAAUUCUGUUCACUCCCAUCUACCAAUAAACUUUUUACUAUGGUUUCAAAGUGCUUUGAGAUUUCACUUCUCUUUAUUAAUGGAAUUUAUUAAUGGAAUUUUAUUGUUGAUGUUAUGCUUUGCAGUGCCAUGGUAUUUUUUUCUUAAUAUUGGUGGUAUAUUAGUGUUUGCAAAUAAAAUAAGCAUAAGAUGGCCUCAGGACAUUCUACCAAAGCAAGCAAGGGAGGAAACUUAAAUCACUUGUGCUUCCUCUGUUGACAUUUCUGGGUCUCAUUUGAGGGUGAAGGGAGAGAUGUUUGUUUUGUUUAUGCACUGGAUAACAUGGACUGUGCAUUUUGCCACCGAGAUGUGUCUCUUGCCUAUGUAAAAGUUAAAAACAGCCAUAGAGGAAGCAUGAGUGACUUCUUCACUUGCUGCCUCAUUGACUGUCCAAAGGCAGUCAGUCAAGAACAAUAGGUUUUGUAAACUGUGAUGCAGACUCAAAUGCUGAAUUUGAGAUUAGUGGAGGAAAAAAGCUUGUAUAUAGGAGCAUUGUACUAUGACAGUGCAAAGAUUGGGCUAUCUUGCUGUGUAGGCAUCUGUCUUUAAGGCAAAGACUAGGGCAGUCUAAACAAGGGUUCACUGAUUUGUAAUCUGUGCAUUUUGAUCACUUUAACUUUUUUAUAUAUAUAAAAAUGUUGGAAAAGUAGUAAAAAGCAGGCAACAAUUGUCUUGGAAAUAAAAUACAAAUAAUACAAAUAUGCAUUAUUUUUCAGAUGAGCAAGAGGAUGAAGAUGCUAUUGUCAAUAGAAUUUCGUAUGUAUAUGUUUGUAUGUAUAUGUAUAUCUUAUUUAGGCUUUCAUUACCUUUCUGGUGCUAUGCAAAUAUAGGCCUGGCUUGUACAUAACGCGAAACCCACAGACAAUCAAAUGAAUCAUGGAUUGUUUUUCCAAAGUUUUAUUUGUUUUCCAGCUGCUCUUGUCCCAUGCUGUUGUAGUUUUUCUAGAGUUGGGUGGGCAAACAAACUGUGGUUAAAGAAGGAUGCUGGGUUCACACGUAACAUCAGGCCAAUGUUUGGUGAACCAAAAACAAACCAUGGUUUCAAAUCACUGAACAAACCGUAGUUACGCUUCUGGUCAGGAUUCUUACAUAACACUAAGUCAUGGUUUGAAUUUAUUUUAAUAAACCAUGGUUAAGUAUAAUGAAUGAAUGAGGCCAAAUAAGUGUUUUUCUGUUGCAGAAGAAGAAUACUCUUCUGAUCUCCAAGCACAAAACUAAAAUAUAUGCUGCUUGCAUGACUUUUUAGCUCUUAGUUUUUGACAAUGGAUACCGUGUUUAUGAAUCAAAUAGCCCGAUGAAAGCAAAAACUGAAAAUAGAAUCUGCAUUCCCCGUGUUUAAAUUUUCUUUAAAACUUAGGUGUCCCCUGAGAAUUUUGACUUUUUGAAUAGCUUUUAUAAGAAACUCUUAUAAAUGUAUCAUUAUCAUAACUGGCUUUCCAUAUGACAUGGGAGCUGCAAUCUGACAAUUCUCAGCCCAGAGCCUCCUUAUGCAUGCCAAUCUAGUUGUGUUGUUCUUUGGAUUGUGGCGUAUGUGUGUUUUUCCCUUUUAGUAUUCAUCUGCAAAUCAAAAUUUGUUUGAAUUUGCUCCCAUGCAGAGCUUUUCAUUACUUCAGCAGUACUAGACUUUUACAGCAGAGGGAGCACUUUCAUUAACCUUGACAGAUGUUUUGUUUUCUUUAACACAUUCAGGAAUAGUGUUUUGUGAGGUAUAAGGAAAGAUAAGGAAGUGAGAGGAUGGUGUGCUAAUUGAACUGCUUAGACGCCAUUUUGGUAUGUGUAAGCCAUAGAUAAAUUAAUAAUAAUAGCAGCUAAUAUUUGAUAGGUCUCCAUUCUAUUUUUUUAAAAAAGUAAACUUUGCAUGUUGAAUAUUAGCUCUGGUGCCUGCAAAGCAGUGGCAGUUAUGCAUUGAAGCUCUUUUUAAGCUGUUUUCAUUAACAGUUUGUGUCUGAACUGUUGUAUUAGCAGUAACAAUAAUGCUUCUUUUUGAUUUUCAGGCUAUUCUUGAGUACAUUUACUCUUGCAGUUUCAGCUGGUGCUGUCCUUCUUCUACCUUUCUCAAUAAUCAGCAAUGAAAUCCUGCUCUCUUUUCCACAUAGCUACUAUAUUCAGUGGUUAAAUGGAUCCCUAAUUCAUGGUUUGUAUUAUAUAAUUUUAAUAUUGGUACUUGAAUUUGAAACACAAAAUUAUCUUAAGUGUACCAGCUAUGCAUCAAAUCAGAAGCAUUAGGUACACAGAUUACCUUAGGAAAUAUUUUCCAUCCUAAGUAGGGGCAUUCAGUAAACUGGGCAGGUAAUCUUACCUGCUUUUCAUCUUUAGAAUGCUCUUUUUUCAUAAGGGCUCUCCAAAUCCUGAACUUGUGCAUCUUCUGUGAUUGAUGCAAGAUGCUUUUAGUCAAACUGGCUUUUGGUGGCAAGCGACAUGGCACAAUAAUUAGCAUUUUCUUUUCCACCCUGAGGUCUUGGGACAGGGUGACUGUAAGUCCAGUUAAAACAAAACAAAACAAAACAAAACACAAACAGGACUUCCAUUGGAUAGAUCAACUUAACUAUUUUUCAGAAGGGGUUGAAUGCUGUCUUUUAGACACUCCUCAAUCUAUACUAGAUUUGUGGGAUGUGCGGCAUCCCCAAUUAGUUGUCAUUCUGGUUCUGUGUGGGAAGAAUGAAACUUGGGAAGAGUGGCUGCUUUGUUUUCAUUAUAGAGUUUGUUUUUAUGAGGUCAGAGAUGUCCUGCUCUACUUCUGUCCAAUAUUCAGAUUAGUAUUCUGAACCACACAGAACUGGCGUUCCACAGGUGAUAAACACAAGCAGUGUAACUGAGAGUCAGCACUGAACGGUGUGUGAAUUGCAGUCUGAUGACGGUCAUACAUUCAAACCCAGAGGUAACAUGGUUCAAAGGCAGUCUAAAGUCAAAACAGAGGGAGGCCCAGCAAACAGCUAGGUAGACAAGGAUAGCUGGUGCAAAGACUUGAGCCUUCAGAGUCCCGUCAGAGCACAGCUUCAGACCAUCCAUGUUGCCUGAGGAAAACAUGUUUAUUUGGGAAGAUUAGCUUGUUCAGGAGUAUUCUUUUACUCCGGAGGAGUUCUUGUUCUUCAGGAGUGUACCAUGGUGUCGGGUGGCCGACGGAACUUGUAGUGUUGGGUGCCUGUGCUCCCUAGGCCGCUUGCCCCCCCAAUUCUGUGAAGGGGCUUCAUCUGUCUUGAGAAGGAAGUGGUUUAUUGUGCCUUCUGAGGGCCCCAGAUGCCCCUGCUUUGCCUCACAAAUCAUUGACAGGCUGCUCCUCCAUGAUGUUUGCCUCGGGGAGCUCCUGGUCAUCCUCCAGCACGCCAAUAGCAAUAAGCUGCAUAUGAGAACCCACAUAUCCAACUGUACGAUGAAUUGAUUUAAGGGGGCAUGAGAAAAAUGAAGAUCAUCAAUGGUAACUCUGCUUUGAGUGACUGAUGUGUGGGAAUGUGUAUAUAAAGACUGCCAUUCUUUUUGGUACUUCAGUUUGCAGUGCAGAAGCAAGUUUAUUGGCUGUGCAAGACAGGAAUUAUUCCAUUUCUUUGCCUUGAAAAUGAGAAAGCUAGUGUGGUGUAGCAGUUGGAUUAGGAUUUGGGAAACUCAGGAUCAAAUCCCCACUUAGCUAUGAAGCUCACUGAGUAGUGCUGGACCAGACACGGUCUCACUUGCCUUGUGGGGUGGUGGUGAGAAAAAUACUUGUGUGCCACUUUGAGCUCCUUGAAGGCAAAAUGGAAUAUAAAUUGAAUAAAUAAAUUAGUGACGUGUGAAUAAAGGAUCUGUGAAAUAACGACCUAGAAAUCACCAUAUUUUUUUGGUGGUGGGGGGAGUAAUUGAACAGGUGGAGUAUACUGCUUAGUCAGCAGCUUAGAAUCUCAGUGUGAUAUUGGAUGUCAUAUAUGAUGUUAUACAAUGGUACCUCGGUUUACGAACUUAUUCUGGAAGUCCGUUCUUAAACCAAAACUGUUCUUAAACCGAGGUGCGCUUUCCCUAAUGAAGCCUCCCGCCGCCGGUGCCCUUCCACUGUUCGGAUUCCAUUCUUAGACUGAGGUAAAGUUCUCAAACCAAGACACUAUUUUCAGUUUUGCGGAGUUUGUAAACCAAAUCGCUCUUAAACCGGACUGUUCUUAAACCGAGGUACCACUGUAUUAACUUUAGUUAGCUGCUGAAUUUGUGUGCUUGGGGGUCCUCAGUCAUUCUAAUGAAGUUAAAUUGUGGUAUUUUUUUAUUAAGCACUAGCAUGGAUUGUUUUAGAUACUUAAUAUUUUUAAUUCUUGCACUAGAAUGUGUUACUUCCCUUGAGUCCUUCAUAGAGAAAUUGAAUUAAUAAAAAUAUAUUUGUGUAUCAUCUGGUACCUGGGGGUCGCACAUGGUAGUUUAAAACCAGAAGCUCCUACAUGAAGUUUGUUUAUCUUAUUUUGCAUAGUAAUAUCUGUAAUCUACAUGUAAGCAUAUAAUUUUACAGUCUGUUCCUGUGGUAGAUUCCUUUAUAAAGGAUGUGUAAUUGAAUUCAGAAAUCUUUUGAAAACUUUGAAAAUGCAUUGUGCUUGAUACAAACACCUAGGGAAUGCCAGGUUUAUUACACUUAGAAUUGUAGACUUGGAAGGGACCCCAGUGAUCACCCAGUCCAGCCCCCUGCAAUGCAGGAAUGUGCAGGUGGAACAUAUGGAAAUUGAACACAGAACACUGGCAUUACGAGCACCACACUCGUAACCAACUGAGCUAACUGGAAUAGGCUAGUGAUUGUAGUUCCAUUAUUCAUUUGUAAUGAUUCUCAAAGCCAAGGUAGAUAACCUUUUAAAGUGAAAACAAUAAUUUUAAAGUAUGUCUAACACCAGAUAAAUUUAGCUCAAUUUCAAGACUCUUGAGAUAGAGGAACUUAUGACAAAUGUGAGGUUGUUGUUAUCUCACAUGUGGCCAGCAGAUGGGGAUAGAAUAUAGUGAAAAUUCCACAUCCACACAAUGCAGGAAUCAUAGAAUCAUAGAGUUGGAAGAGACCACAAGGGCCAUCGAGUCCAACCCCCUGCCAAGCAGGAAACACCAUCAGAGCACUUCUGACAUAUGGUUGUUAAGCCUCUGCUUAAAGACCUCCAAAGAAGGAGACUCCACCACACUCCUUGGCAGCAAAUUCCACUGUCGAACAGCUCUUACUGUCAGGAAGUUCUUCCCAAUGUUUAGGUGGAAUCUUCUUUCUUGUAGUUUGGAUCCAUUGCUCCGUGUCCGCUUCUCUGGAGCAGCAGAAAACAACCUUUCUCCCUCCUCUAUGUGACAUCCUUUUAUAUAUUUGAACAUGGCUAUCAUAUCACCCCUUAACCUCCUCUUCUCCAGGCUAAACAUGCCCAGCUCCCUUAGCCGUUCCUCAUAAGGCAUCGUUUCCAGGCCUUUGACCAUUUUGGUUGCCCUCCUCUGGACACGUUGCAGUUUGUCAGUGUCCUUCUUGAGCUGUGGUGCCCAGAACUGGACACAGUACUCCAGGUGAGGUCUGACCAGAGCAGAAUACAGUGGCACUAUUACUUCCCUUGAUCUAGAUGCUAUACUCCUAUUGAUGCAGCCCAGAAUUGCAUUGGGUUUUUUAGCUGCCGCGUCACACUGUUGGCUCAUGUCAAGUUUGUGGUCAACCAAGACUCCUAGAUCCUUUUCACAUGUACUGCUCUCAAGCCAGGUGUCACCCAUCUUGUAUUUGUGCCUCUCAUUUUUUUGCCCAAGUGCAAUACUUUACAUUUCUCCCUGUUAAAAUUCAUCUUGUUUGUUUUGGCCCAGUUCUCUAAUCUGUCAAGGUCGUUUUGAAGUGUGAUCCUGUCCUCUGGGGUGUUAGCCACCCUCCCAGUUUGGUGUCAUCUGCAAAUUUGAUCAGGAUGCCCUUGAGUCCAUCAUCCAAGUCGUUGAUAAAUAUGUUGAAUAAGACCGGGCCCAAGACAGAACCCUGUGGUACCCCACUAGUCACUCUUCUCCAGGAUGAAGAGGAACCAUUGAUGAGCACCCUUUGGGUUCGGUCAGUCAGCCAGUUACAAAUCCACUGAGUGGUAGCAUAGUCAAGACCGCAUUUUUCCAGCUUCUUUACAAGAAUAUCAUGGGGCACCUUGUCAAAUGCCUUGCUGAGAUCAAGGUAGGCUACAUCCACUGCGUUCCCUUCAUCUACCAGGCUUGUAAUUCUGUCAAAAAACGAGAUCAGGUUAGUCUGACAUGACGUAUUUUUCAGAAAUCCAUGCUGACUAUUGGUGAUCACAGCAUUCCUUUCUAGGUGCUCACAGACUGUUUGCUUAAUGAUCUGCUCCAGAAUCUUCCCUGGUAUUGAUGUCAGACUGACUGGGCGGUAAUUAUUUGGGUCCUCUCUUUUCCCCUUUUUGAAAAUAGGGACAACAUUUGCCCUCCUCCAGUCUGCCGGGACUUUGCCUGUUCUCCAGGAAUUCUCAAAGAUGACUGCCAGUGGUUCUGAGAUCACAUCUGCCAGUUCUUUUAAUACUCUUGGAUGCAGUUCAUCUGGCCCUGGAGACUUGAAUACAUCUAAACUAGCCAAGUAUUCUUGUACUAUCUCCCUAGUUAUUCUGGGCUGUGUUUCCUCUGCUGAAUCAUUUGCUCCAAAUUCUUCAGGUCGGGCAUUGUUUUCUUUAUCGGAGAAGACUGAGGCAAAGAAGGCAUUGAGGAGUUCAGCCCUUUCUGUGUCCCCUGUUUGCAUUUCACCAUCUUCUCCUCUGAGUGACCCCACUGUUUCUUUGUUCUUCCUUCUGCUACUGAACAUACCCAUAAAAGCCUUUUUGUUGCUUUUAACCUCUCUAGCAAGCCUGAGUUCAUUCUGUGCUUUAGCUUUUCUGACUUUGUGUCUACACGUGCUGGCUAUUUGUUUGAAUUCCUCUUUGGUGGUUUCCCCCCUCUUCCAUUUUUUGUACACAUCCUUUUUUAAUCUUAACUCAGUUAAAAGUUCUUUAGAUAGCCACCCUGGCUUCUUUAGGCACCUUCCAUGUUUCCGUCUCAUUGGUAUUGCCUGAAGUUGUGCUUUUACUAUCUCCUUCUUAACAAACUCCCAGCCAUCAUGAACUCCCUUUCCUUUUAGUAUUACUGUCCAUGGGAUCUCACCCAGCACUUCCCUAAGUUUUAUGAAGUCGGCUUUCUUAAAGUCAAGAAAUUGAGUCCUAGUAUGCUUGGCUGCUCCUUUCCGCUGUAUAGUAAACUUCAGAAGAGCAUGAUCACUCGCGCCUAAUGAUCCUUCCACUUCUACCCCACUAACCAGGUCAUCAACAUUGGUUAGGACCAGAUCUAAAAUGGCUGUUCGUCUUGUUGCUUCUCCCACUUUCUGGACAACGAAGUUGUCUGCAAGGCCAGUGAGGAAUCUGUUUGACCUUAUGCUCUUGGCUGAGUUUGACAUCCAACAAAUAUCCGGGUAAUUGAAGUCCCCAUUACUACUAUCUCCUUCCUUUUGCAUGCUUGGCCAUCUGUUCCAGGAAGGCAUCAUCUAUGUCCUCCGUUUGGCUUGGGGAUCUAUAGUAAACUCCCACAAUGAGGUCACUGUUAUUCUUCUCUCCCUUAAUUUUGACCCAAAUGCUCUCACUUUGGCUUUGAGGUUCUAAAUCUUGGAUCUCUUCACAGGUAUACACAUCCCUGACAUAUAACGCCACUCCUCCUCCUUUCUUGUCUGGUCUGUUUCUCUGAAAUAGAUUGUAUCCCUCCAUUAUUACAUUCCAGUCGUGGGACUUAUCCCACCAGGUUUCAGUGAUGCCUAUUAUGUCAUAUUUAGUUUGCUGUACCAAGAGCUCAAGCUCCUCUUGUUUAUUUCCCAUGCUUUGCGCAUUAGUGUACAGACAUUGAAGUCCAUUAAUCAUUCCCCCGUGCCUCUUAUUUAAGGAUUUUUUCCUCCCACCACUAGGUCUGCGUGCUGUUUGCUCCAUUUGGUCUAUGACAUUUGGAUGAUCAUCUUCAUCAAUUGAUAGACUCCUACCUUCAGGAGCACUGUCUCCCUCCCCCACAUUAGUCAAUUUAAAGCCCUCCUGAUGAGGUUUCUGAGAUUUUUGGCGAAAACAUUCCUCCCAACCGUUGUGAGGUGCAGCCCAUCGCUUGCCAGAAGUCCAUCUUCAAGAAACUGCAGUCCGUGAUCUAAGAAUCCAAACCGUUCCUGUUUACACCAUUUGCGAAGCCAGCUGUUCACUUCCACUAUUUUUCCCUCUCUCCCUGGGCCACGUCGUUCAACUGGGAGGACAGAUGAGAUGACAAUUUGUGCAUUUAAUUGCUUCAAUUUCCUGCCCAGAGCCUCGUAGUCUCUUUUGAUCUUCUGGAGGCUAUUGCUUGCAGUGUCAUUGGUUCCCACAUGAACCAAGAGGAAGGGGUAUUUGUCAGUGGGUUUUAUGAUUCCUUGCAGUUGUUCAGUUACAUCUUGGAUCUUAGCCCCGGGGAGACAGCACACUUCCCGAGACAUCUUGUCAGGCCCACAGAUCACUGCUUCUGUUCCCCUCAGUAGGGAAUCCCCUAUCACCACUACAUGCCUCCUCUUAGGUUUGGUCGGGGUUCUUCCGUGAGCUGUCCGUUCCAAGGUCGCCUGCACAUUCCCUGAGGACUGACUUUGCUGCUCGUCUUCAUAUACCUGAUCGACUGUAAUGAGGUAGAGAUCCUCAAAUGGAGUCUGCUCUUCGUCUUCCAUGCUAGGGGAGAGGACCUCAAAGCGAUUGUGUAUUUCUAAACAAUCAGAGCUAACCCUGGGCCUCCUACUUCUUUGAGUCACGUUUCUCCAUAUAUCUGGCUCCUGUGUUGGUGAACUAGCCUCCUUCUCAGGGGAGUCCCCGUCUCCUCCUUGGUGGAGACAGUGUGCUCUGUUGCUUCCAAGAAGAGCUCCAGCUCUCUAAUUCUUUGGAGCGUAGCUACAUGUUCCUCCAGUUGCUGGACUUUGUCUUCUAAGAGGGCAAUCAACAUGCAAUUGCUGCAGGUAAAGCUGCCUGCAACCUUUGGCAAGAUGGCAAACAUUGCGCAGGAACCGCAGGCGACUGCAGCUUUCCCUCACCCUCCAUCUUGAGAACGUGUCGUUAGGAGUGGCUACAGCGGUCCUCCAUCAUAAAAAGCGUGAAGACAGGACAAAUAACUCCCCCCCCCAAAAAAACCUAGGUCUCCCCCAACAAACAUUUGAGACUAGCUCUAAAAGAUGCUGCCCUGCAAGCUCUGAUAAGCUCCUUCCACAGCUAAUCACCUGCCUCAACAGAAACCCUCCCCCCUCUGACCCUUGCACAGGGAGAGCAGCUAAUCAGCCACAAAGAAACACACACACAAGAAAACCCUUUUUGCUCCUUCUUCAGCUGCUGCCCUGCAAGCUCUGAUCUUGCAUUCUAUUCCACAAGUACUGUCGGCAAGGGUGAGGCUUUAUCAGAAGUGGUAACAUGCUUGCUUAAUUGCAGUUUUCUUUCACUUAAAUGCUUUAACAUUUAGAUUGUAUCAGUUAAGCUGGCAAGGUUUGUGUGGGUUGCUCAUAAAAUCCUUCAUACAUUGUAGUUUGUCAUCAGCCGCAUUAAUGCUUAGGGUGUGGUUGCUCACCCCAUGUUUUGCGCACCCAGCCAGUUUACCCCCUCCCCAGACAACCUUUUGUUCCUUCUUUAUGAUAUCCUCUCUUUGGGGGUUAAAAGAGUUACCGGCAGUAAUAGGCCUAUGCUUCUUCAUACAUAUAAAAGCAGUUUUUGGCACACAAAUAUUUGUGGACAAAGUAAGUAUAGGAGAACAAUUAGGUGUGCAUAGCAAAACAUUCCAAACAUAUUUUCAGGGUGUAGUUUGAUUCCCUGCCCCCCUUGACGAAGAUCUUGCACAAGCUACUCGCCUCAUAGGUUCUUCUAAAGAAAAGAGGACCAAACUUUGAAAGAAUGAGGUUGAGUUCUGUGUUCAUAGAAUCAUAGAAUCAUAGAGUUGGAAGAGACCACAAGGGCCAUCGAGUCCAACCCCCUGCCAAGCAGGAAACACCAUCAGAGCACUCCUAACAUAUGGUUGUCAAGCCUCUGCUUAAAGACCUCCAAAGAAGGAGACUCCACCACACUCCUUGGCAGCAAAUUCCACUGUCAAACAGCUCUUACUGUCAGGAAGUUCUUCCUAAUGUUUAGGUGGAAUCUUCUUUCUUGUAGUUUGGAUCCAUUGCACUGCCUGCAGUAAUUUUUAGAGAGCUAGACAACAUGUGGCGUGUAACUGAGCCACUUCAGAUGCCAAUCUAUUUAUUAUUAUUUAUUUAUUUAUUUAUUUAAUAUACAGUCUUUCAUCCAAAGAUCACAGGGCAGUGCACAACAUAAACAGACAAAACGAAAACACGAAAUGGAUUGCAUAAUAACAAAAGAAAUCACCCCGUAAAAACGCAUUUUAAAGGCCCUAGAUUGCUUAAUCUGCCAAAGGCCAGGUCUUAUAGGAACAUUUUUGUGCAGUGCCUAAAGAUAUGUCAUGAAGGCACCAGGUGAGCCAGAGCCUCCCUGGGGAGAGCAUUCCACAAAUGGGGAGCCGCUGCAGAAAAGGGCCGUUCUCAUGUUGCCACCCUGCAGACCUCUCUCGGAAGGGGGCACAUGAAGAAGGGCCUCACAUGAUGAUUGCAGGGUCUGGGGCAGUUCAUAUGAGGGGAGGCAGUCCUUGAGGUAUUGUGGUCCUAAGCCGUUAAAAGCGCUAUAGGUCAAAACCAGCACUUUGAAUUGGGUCUGAUUGGCAGCCAGUGCAGCUGGGCCAGGAUCAGAGGUCAAGGAAACUUAACAGGGACAUAUUUCCCCAUCUCUCCUCAUGACAGAGGCUAUCAUACAAGCAGUUUCUGUGCCAAAAGCAGGCCAAAACCCUGAUUGAAAUGGAUCCAGAAAAUUGGUUUCCUCCAAGAAGAGGAAUCUAGUUUUCAAACUAAGUACAGUGGUUCCUCAAGUUACAAACGCCUCAGGUUACAAACACUUCAGGUUACAAACUCAGCUAACCUGGAAGAGUUACCUUGAGCUGAGAACUUUGCCCCAGGAUGAGAACGGAAAUUGUGUGCCAGUGGCGCAGCAGCAGCAAGAGGCCCCAUUAGCAAAAGCACGCCUCUAGUUAAGAACAGUUUCAGGUUAAGAACGGACCUCCAGAACAAAUUAAGUUGGUAACUAGAGGUACCACUGUACUUCAGAGUAGUGAAAGUGUCAGUGAGCAUUAUAUUUGGGUUCUGCUGUUAACACUGGAAGGUAAUAACUAAGUGAUAUAGUGGUCUUUCAUAAGCAUAGGAGAAUAAAGUUCAGCAGUGAGCUGAAUUGUGGACAAACACUUUUGGUAUGAAUAAAUUUCACAGAACCAACAUGUUUAUUCCAAAGAUUUCACAAACAUGGCCUUUUCCCUUACCAUUUUGCUCAUUUUGGCUGACUCUGGGUAGCUGCUUUGGCAUACUGUAUUUUUUUUAAAAAAAACAGGAUAUCUGUGCAGUAUAGCCAGCCAGGGAUGCCCUCUUUUACAUGUCUCCCAAAUUUACAGCUCGGGGAAGGGGUUUUGCAGGAUAAUACCGCCCGCCUUUUUGCUAAUUUCCCCACCCCCUUUCAGCUAUAGUAAACUUGAAAUCAUUAGAAAUAACUGAGCAUGUUUCUUCACUUCAGUGAGGGUGUUGUGGAAUAAAUGAUAGAACUCAUUUGUGUUAUACUUUAAAGGUUCUGCAGUUUUCACAAGUAACACAUACAUUUUGUUUUUCUCUAGGCUUAUGGAAUCUUGUUUCUCUCUUUUCCAACCUUUGUUUGUUUGUACUGAUGCCCUUUGCUUUCUUCUUUCUGGAGUCGGAAGGCUUUGCUGGCUUAAAAAAGGUGCGUGGGUAUUCAAUAUAUGUGAAUGUGAUGGUUAAAAUACUGUGAGCAGCCAGCAACGCUAUAUAUACAAAACUAAUGGCCAGCUUUUAGAAUCUAUGCUAAAACAAAUUGAUGUGUGUUAAAUGAUGAUAGUAAUUGGUGUUGGCAAUAAUUAUUUAUAAACCUGAGUAAUAGGAACUUAAAAAUAUAUUAUAGUAGCAACAAAACUCUUGGCUGGUCUGCAUUCAGGCUAGUCCUCUUAAUAUAUUAGGUUUGAUAACCUUGCUAUUACAAUAAAACAAAUAACACAGUACACAAAUAAUAUUUUUGAAGGAGUAUAACAGGUGAGUGAGUGAGAGAUUUAAUGAAGGAAAUUUAUAUCUGAAAUACGUUAUGAAUCUAUGAAAUAUAUUACAGUAAAAUUAUAUAUGAAUUAGCAUUAAUAAUUUAAACACGGUUUAUUAAAUAACAAAAAUAUUCAGUGUUGAAUGUGACUUAACCUGAAUAGUUAACUUUGUGGCAUGCUUGUGAUUGACACAAGGGACUACUACAAAAUAAUGAAGCUUAAGUUUCAGGGCCCAGAAGCGACCUUAGUCCCAUUGCUUUACAAUUUUGGGUCUAGUAGACCCAAAUUGAGUCACGCGACUUAAAUUGAUUAAUUUUUGGUUGUAUAUAUUUCAACAAUCCCAAAGCUUGAGAGUCAGUAGCACAGAUGCUGUAACGGUACAGUGAUCUGUUGUGGAACAACCCCACUGAAGAAAAUAACAGUGGUUACCCAGACAUUGCUGGUUGCAAAUGGUCCUCCAUAACUGUUGAAGCUUCAGGGCCAUAAAAAGACAGGUCCACCAUUGGGCUGACACUUAAAAAAUUGAGUAAUAUUUUGCACCAGGCGCACUGUGACAGCACUCUGGGCCUUCCCUUCAAAACACACUUCAGACACCCCUAUUUACAAGUCCUGGUUGCAAGCUCCCAGAGACUGCAAUCAGCUAAAUAGAACAGCUGCUGACUGCUAACUCCUCCCAUUGUUUGGUAUGGUCUCCUCCUUAGUCUUAGUUUCCUUCUGCAGGUUAUCCUCCACCUCUGCCAUCUGAAUUAACCCUUUCCUCUUCAUGUGGAGUCCCCAUAGAUACAAUCUAGAAGUCUCCUUCGUAUUCCUGUUCAGACAGAUUUAUAUUUUGAAGCCCAGAUAGGACAAAAUGCAUAUGACAGCGUAUGAGCAUGAAAACAGUUCAGAUAUCCCAGUGAUCCUGGAAUCUGCUAGUCAGGCCAUUGGUCGAUCUCGGUCAGUACUGUCAACAUGUCUGACUGCGGCUCUCCAGGUUUUUAGACAGGAGUCUUUCUCACCUGUACCUGGAAAUAACAUGAAUUGAACCUGGGGCCUUCAUCAUGCAAAACAGAUGUUCUACCAUUGUGCUGUCACCCUUCACUGAAUAUCUGAUACCUACAUUGCUUCACAGGUGGUGGUGUAUGAAAAUGUACAUACCAUGCUUGCAGAGGAAUUUUUGUAUCUGUUGUGUGUGUGUGUGUGUGUGUGUGUGUGUGUGUUUAUGAAACUUUCUUACACACACAAUCAUACUCCUCAAUAAAUGAAAUGGAAAUAGGUUUUUCCAAAAUAAUGAAUUUGUUUUUUACUAUAUUAAAAAUGUAAAUAAAUUAGAGAUUUUUUUAAAAAAUCUGUAUAAACAUGCUUCUGGAUAAAUUGAUUAAAUGUAGCGGCCUGAAUAUAAACAAUUAAAACUCUUCGCUUUUUCCUUGUAUCUAUUUACACCUUCCUUUAAAAUGGCAAAUUUCAGGGAGCAAGAUUAGGUGCUCCCAAACCAUUUGUUAAUGGAAGUAGGUGCAAGUUUCUAUGAGAAUGUAAGUGAUGAAGUGAGUGAAUUCUGAACUAUCUGAUUCAAAGCAUGUGAAUUGAUGUUUGAUAUUACUUCAUGGUGAGUAUUUUUAUAGCAUUUGAAAAGCCAUUUAUCCUUCCCCUCAACAAGUCUUGGGGUUCUCCCAUUAGGUAGGACUACAAUCUGUAUCUGAUAUCUGAGGCUUCCACAGAUGUAAUGAUACUAAUCCCCUAAUCAUCAUUAGGGAGCUGGGAUCCAGCUAAGGAAUGUGCAUUUUCUUUAGAAACACAUACUCUCUCCCCUCAGUCCCUGCUUCUUUUGACAUGAUUGUUGUUAUCUCUGUGCUGAUUCUGGAAACAAGUCUUGGAUAGUGUUCACCAUGGCUUUGUCUCUGGACCAUAGCUACACUGCCUUUGUUUAAGGCUGAUGGGAAUAUGUAAUUCUGUUACCUUUUCCUAACCCUAUUAUUACUAUUACUGUUUAUCUGAAGAUGUGUGCAUGCACACGAAAGCUUAUACCCAGAACAAACUUUGUUGGUCUCUAAGGUGCCAUUGGACAUUUUUAAUAUAUAUUUUGACCGCGUCAAACCAACACGGCUACCUUCCUGAACCUAUUACUACAGUUAAGGAAUAGACAGUGUUAAAUUUGCAGUUAUGAAAGAAAGUCUUCUGACUCUUUUUGGGUACCGGCUGAUGGCUUGACAGCUAGAACUUAACCCCCUACCCCAGUGUAAUAUAUUGUAUAAUAAAUUAUGAUAUAUUUUGAUAAUGAAAAGUAGGCCUUAGUAAUGUUUAUAACAACUAGACUAAAAUUUUCUGUUUGUUUAAAAAAGAUAAAUCCUCAUCACUACCACCCUUUGCUGCUUGCAAAUUUAUUGUGAGUUAUUCUGUUCUAAUUGAUGGCAUUCAUUCUCUAUGGCAUAUGGUUUCUCUGGAAGGCUCCCAUUGAUUCCCUUGGGCAAAAGUUGUUUUUUUAAAACCACUUCCAUAUUACACAGAGAUACAGAUACGGAAAUUGGCCACUCACCACGGAUGGAUGCAGUGUUCUGAAAAUCAAACUAAACACGAUUCUCUGUCUAGGGUUUUAAUUAAACCAUUCUGUUAAUUCAGACAGGAUAUUUUAGGCCUAAGGGGAUUAACUCACUGCUUUUUAAAAGGGGCUUAAAUGGCCUUUUCCCUUAGUCCACUGUUACAUUUUUUUAUUGGGUCUGCAGUUUUCUCCAUAUUCUUUAAAUUGUAAAUCUAGAUAGAUCCGUCUUCACUCUGAAAGCUGGUUUUCAGUACUUACAUCCUUGUUAAAUGUCUUGGAGUUCAUUAUUGCCUUGAUAGUAAACAAACAUAAUUGUUUUAGUUACCCAAAUUAUUUCACCUAGGCUUAUUUUUCGAAUCUACUUUUUCACUUAUUCACUCAUUGCGAUACACAAAGCAUUAAAAGCACAUAAGAAAGGCAAUGUAAUUAAUUUCCUAUAUUUUAAUUCUUGAUUUAUAUUUUGCCCAAGGAGAUUUUGUUCAUCUGCUGCUGGACUUUUUCUUGUUGUUAAUAUGCAGCUGGUGCUUCAGCUGGUUUUUUUUGGAAUAAUUUACCUAUCAUGUGAAUUGGCAGCUUCUCUGUGUCAUUGUGUUAGAGCCAAGCUACACUUUCCUAUGUGGAAGGUGUCUUCUGUUUGUGAAAGGACUAUUUUAUGCCAUGCACUUGAGCACUGUGUCAGAAAAAUGUAGCUAAAUCAAGGAUGUUCUUCUGCUUCUGCAAGCAGAAGCAUGAGGAUUGCUAUAGUGCUGUGUGAUGGUAUAAGGAAGCUCUUCUGCAAGCAUUUCCAAAACAGCAAUGGGAGUGUCCUCCUUUCCCCUCAUGGCUCUUUGGAGCUAGUGUGGUGUAGUGGUUAGAAUGUCAGAUUAGGGAGAAUGUCAGACUAGGGAGACAAGGGUUCAAAUCCCCACUUGACCGAGAAGCUCAGCGAGUGACAUUGGGCCAGUCACAGUCUCUCAGCCUAACUUACUUCACAGGAUUGUUGUGAGGAUAAAAUGGAGUGGGGAGAACUAUUACACCACCUUGAGAUAUAAAUGUAAUAGGGGCGCAGGUGGUGCUGUGGUCUAAACCACUGAUCCUCUUGGGCUUGCCAAUUGUAAGGUUGGCAGUUUGAAUCCGCACAUGACAGGGUGAGCUCCCAUGGCUUUGUCCCAGCUCCUGCCAACCUAGCAGUUUGGAAGCAUACCAGCGUGAGUAGAUAAAUAGGUACUGCUGCAGUGGGAAGGUAAAUGGCAUUUCUGUGUGAUCUGGCACUCGUCACGGUGUUCCGUGUGCCAGAAGUGGUUUAGUCAUGCUGGCCACAUGACCUGGAAAAACUGUCUGCGGACAUAGGCCAGCUCUCUCGGUCUGAAGCAAGAUGAGCGCCGUGCCCCAAGGUCAAAUUCAACUGGACUUAACCAUCUAGGGAUCUUUUACCUUUACCUAUAAAUGUAAUAAUACAUACAUGCAUGCAUAAACAAAUCAAAACAAAACAAAACAAAACAAAACAAAACAAAACACCAUUGCCUUCUGAGCCUGUGAUCCAAAGAACUGUGGAAUUAGUUCUUGAUAACAAGGACCUUUCGACAUGUUCUUUUCAAGAUAGCACCCCCCACCCAUGAACACAAAAACUCAUGAGUUUUUAAAACAGUUUGUGACAAGUUUAUCAGCAACAAAAUAUUGCAGUAUAUCUUCUAGAAUACUAUAACUUGUAAGGAGCUUACAAGUGGUCUUCCUCUGAUGUGGCAUUCGGCUGCACAGUUUCGCAUCAGGUGCUUUGAUCACUAGCACUGCAAUUGGGACCCGUCCAGUUGGGAACCAUUGUGGUAUGUCCCAAGCGAGUUAACCCCUUGUCAACUUACAGAAAUGGGAAGAUAGGUGACGAGGGUUUAACUAGGGCCCUCUCUUCUUGGGUGUGCAGUUCAGUUUUCUGUUAAAAAUAUGUGUUCAUUAUUUACUUCUACAUUUUUCUAUGUAUCCUUGUUUUGAUCUGGGGUGGGAGGUAUACAAUUCUGCUUAGAUGUUUUACAGAAGGACACAGUUAACACCUGCUAUAGCUUGGCGAGUCUGAAAAACUGAUCAGAGCGAGCUGACAUCUCAGAAAUCAUUGCUCCUGCCUACAGCAUGUGAUCAGAAUAGAAUAGAAUAGGCUUCCCCCUCUGAAUUAAAAAAAAAAGUUUUAGACUUCUAAGUUGCUUGAAGUUCACCCAAUUAAGCUGAUCUCUCCCUCUUGUUUCUCAGUAACCUCAUUUUGGUUUGAUUGUAUUGCCCUGAGUUUGUUAUUAUAGGGGAUACGGCAUGGGGAUGCAGGUUGUUGGAAAGGAAAGUACCGUAUUUUUUGCUCUAUAAGACUCACUUUUUCCCUCCUGUCCAUCUUAUGGAGCGAAUGCAGGCUGUGCAGCUAUCCCAGAAGCCAGAAAAGCAAGAGGGAUCGCUGCUUUCACUGCGUAACGAUCCCUCUUGCUGUUCUGGCUUCUGAGAUUCAGAAUAUUUUUUUUCUUGUUUUCCUCCUCCAAAAACUAGGUGCAUCUUGUGGUCUGGUGCAUCUUAUAGAGCAAAAAAUACAGUAAUUCUUACAUUUCCAUGUUCCAUGAUAAACCUUUUGCAUUUGCUUAAGGAGCGAUUUGGAUUUCGGCCUAUAUGUUGAAAUCUCAGCUGUCAGUGUAUAUGUAUGUAUUUUAUUAAAUUUCUAUUUUUCCUUUCCUCCCAAAGGAACCCAGGGGAGCAGUGCACACAAUGUGUACAGAAAGGCCAUAAGUUCAAUUUGUGUUUAUUCUCAAUUGAAAGAUAAAUGCUGUUUAUAUGUGUUCAUAACCUAGCUAUAGUGAUGCUUCUUGACAUAUCAUCAAAUGCAUUAUCAUAGCAAGAAGUGCUUCUGAAGGGGCAUCAUUUGUAUUUUACUGAAAUGCGAAAUUUGAAACAUGAAUAAAAAACACACACCAGAGCAUACUUUCACCUUGGGUUUUUGUGUGUGUGGUUUUUUUUUUUGCCCUUGAAGUUAUGGCAUAAAAUUUACCAUGAGCGACAGCAACAUCCUGACCAAUUAUGCAAAGUAUCCAGACAUCUUCAUGUUUGAAACACAGCACAAAAAGUCUGUGGAUUAAGAAGUUAACUCUGAGAACAUCAAAAGAGAGUGCUUGAUAAUAAAAGCAAAUGGUAGAAAAUUUUGAGGUAACUUCCUUGCUUAAUUAAUUAGGUAGGCCAGGUGGAAGUGAAGAGGCCAGUGUUGGUGCUCAGAAUAUCUAUAAAGCUGAGCAACAUGACAGCACAAUAGAGGAGGAACAAAGAUUGUUUUAAUAUACUUCUAUCCUGUGUCACAGUUUGAAAUUGUCCUGGUUUAUGUCCCUUUUGGCAAACUUACAUAAAAGUGACCCUGUACUGUAUUUUAUGACCAGAUGACUUUCCCCCCCUCAGUGGCUAAUUUGUAUCAGGCCCCCAAUGUUAAAGAGACAGAGAAAUGAGUAGGAAGUCUAAGCCAGUAUGUCUCAAGGACGCUUCAUUGCGUUCUUUCAUUAUUUUUGCUCGUUUUUUUGCCACUGAUCAUCCAUAAAUUGUUGGAAAUAAGUGAUUAAGGAAGUGCUGCUUAGUGUUAGUGGCACAUGGAUGUUCUUGGUGAGCCGUUUUUUUUUGUGGGUGAAAGGAAAUCAAGCACUGCGAAAAACAAAAAGGAAGGCUCCUGCUGGGAACCUUUCAAGGAAAUUUAACUUGCAUAAUGUUUUGAUCUUGGUGUUUGUUACAAAAAAUAGAGCAAUAUUUCACCAGCUGUUGUGUGUCAAGUAGUAACCCCAUCACCACUUCCACCUCUCCCUCUCUAGCAUAGAACAGUUGUAAUAAGAAAACUGUUUAAAAAUAAAACAGGCUUAGCCUUAUUUUUUGUAGAGAUAUGAGUGAGAGACCACUGCCCAAAAGACUUUAUUUAUGACAGCUCAGUGCUUCAAGUUAUGUUAAGCAUUUCUGUAGUUCUUCAAAAUCGUUUCCUAAAUUUUCAGCAGUGAGAAACAAUUUGCAACAAGAGACUGCAUGGCACUGUACUGAUAAUACGCAGGGGGAAAAAAUCUAUAAAACUUCAGUUAAAUAAUUUACACCUUUGUGGUGAUUUUAGGUCCUAUAUGUUUUUUAAACAGAAAAAAAGCAAAUUAGUGCUGGCUAUUUAACAUAGAUGACUGAUACGUUGUGACUUCUUAGUUCAGAGGAUCAUUCCUGAUAGAUUUUGGAGUUCAUAAACUACGUUAUUUGAAAUUUCAGCAUUGCCAAGAAUAGUAGGUUUAGAAAUUGAUGGAGCAGCUUUACAUACAGGUUUAAUGUUUGAUUUUUUUGGCAGAGAAUCUUAUUUGGCAUCAUCUUUGAAUAUUGUUUAGUACAAAUGCUUUAGAUCUUGGCUUUCUUGCCAGGUAUCUUAACAGACUUUUACAUGUUUUAAGAAGUAAGUGCAGAAUUAUCUUAACUGUGAUGGAAUAUUUGUAGUGCAUCACUUAGCGGAUUUGUUGUUAAAAACAUUUUGUUCCUCUAAAAAAAUUCUGGAAUAACUUUAAUCCCUUUUAUUUCUUGGUAAUACUAUUAAAGACGAGGGCAGCUCUACACUGGGGAAUCAUCUCUUGAUUAAACUCUUGCCUUUUUCCCAAACAGAGUUUUCUGUAUAGCUUCCCAGAAAAAUUGUUAAUGAGAAGAGAGUUCCUUUAUAUGACAGAAGCCCACUCUAUGCCUGCUUAAAUAUCUGAAGUUUGGGAUAAGCACAAGCUACUGUGAAUAUUGGCUUUCCAAACAGAAUAAUGGAAUGUGGUUAGAAGGGUGUGUUUAUUUGGCAUUUACUCUCAUAUUUAUUUGUCUAUAAAAAUAAUUCAUCACAGACUGAAAUUAUAGCGCUCUGAUCUCAGCGAAAUGUUUACUGGUAUGCAGCUGAAUUGUGCUGCACUAUAUUACACCCCAUUUACUUUUUCAUUACCAGAACUAGAAGCAAAAGUUGUUUAACCAGUGACAUCAAAGGCUAUCCAAUGUUUUGACAUGUGCUAAAAUCUUAAGUUAAUAUUUUAUCUAAAAUUCAUUUAAAACAUACCGUAUUUUUCGCCCUAUAGGACGCACUUUUUCCCCUCCAAAAAUGAAGGGGAAAUGUGUGUGCAUUCUAUGGGGCGAAUGCAGGCUUUCGCUGAAGCCUGGAGAGCGAGAGGGGUCGGUGCGCACUGACCCCUCUCACUCUCCAGGCUUCAGGAAGCUCUGUGCAACCCUUGGGAGACCGGUGCGACUUCGUGCCGGUCUCCCAAGGGUUGUGCAGAGCUGCCUGCAUCCGGAAGCCUGGGGCGCGCUGAAGAGCGCGCCCAGGCUUCGAGCAGCUCUCUGCAACCCUAGGGAGCCCGGCGCGUCUUCCCGCCGGGCUCCCUAGGUUUGCGGAAAGCAGCCUGUUCUGGGGUCGGGGAGUUUUUUCUUUAUUCCCCCCCCCAAAAAACUAGGUGCGUCCUAUGGGCCGGUGCGCCCUAUGGGGCGAAAAAUACGGUACUACUAUAGAUGUUUUGUUUAAAGUGGCAUCCUCGCUGGCUUAGGGCUUUCUUUGCAAAUAGUGGCUAAGGCAAUUAUUAAACAUAAAUUUGAAAAUCCUCGAACUAUAAAAGCCACAAUAUAGGACAUUUGAUACUAUGGUUGCUAAUUAAAACUGCAGCAGCAUCGGUGACUUCAGGGUGACUUCAGUACAGAUGAUGGGCAAGUAAUUUGGGCCAGGUCUACACCAUGCAACAACCCUGCCCAUUCCUUUGCUGACAAGAAUAAAUUAUAUGAAACAAACGAAUUUACCUAUUUUUGCCUCAUUCAUUUUUGCCUCAUUUUUUAUUUUUUUAAAGUCCUGGAGUGGUAUUGGAAUGCUAAAUUAUUGUGCUAGCAUUAGAAAAGAAUAUUUUUAUCAAUAUUUUCUUCCUAAGUACAUCUCCUAGAAAAAGAAUUAAUCAGGUGCAAAAAGUUCUGGUUGGGUCUGUUUCAUGGGUGUUUCUCAGAUUUGCCAGUUGCAUAGAGGGCAGUGCCAAUAAAAAGUAAUGUUAACAUACAUUGCAAGAGGCCAAGAUGUUCUGCCAGAAUUGUGUGUUAAAUCCUGAUUUCCAUAGAAACAUGUCAGCUUAUUGUUCAGGCCCCUCCUCUACUUUUUUAAAAGGGAUAUAACUGUUUUAACUUCAUUGAUAAUUUAGUGUACUUGAACUCCUGCAAUGCUGAUUCAGUUUGUUGAAAUAGACAGCUUAAGUUUAAGAUCUUUGAAAAUUUUAAUUGACCUUAAUAAUCAGUUUGAAUUUUGUCACCUAAUAAGGUUUAAGGUUUUGGUAUUGAGCUAUAAAGCCUUAAACAGUUUGGGGCCAGGAUACCAGAAGGAGCUUGCUCUCCCUGUUUUUCAAUGCAAUCCUAUGGUAUUUAAAAAACACCUAUCUUUGCUAAUGCUUGUCAUAAUAUCUCUUCCCUAGUUUUUAUUUGCAUUUUCUUCUUGAAUUUUAAAAUUUUGAUAAUUGUUCUACUACACCACUUCAAUACUUGAUGUGAAAGGUGGUAUCAAAAUAUUUUAAAAUAAAUAUUCAUGCAAAUAUAUUAUUUUAAAAUGACCCUUAGUCUAGUAUUCUUAUUUGAUGUUUUGCUUCCUUUAAUAUAUGUAUAUAUUACUGCUGAUAGCACUUUGGGGCAAGCAUUGUAGGAUGUGUAGGUUUCCACCAGCCUACCAAGUUCAUUUAUUUUUAAUGAACGAGAGACAACAAUUUUUGUUAGACACUAUGAGGCUUCUGUAUGUCAUCCAUCCAUGCAUCUUUUACCCCGAGUAUAUUCAAAAAUUGUGUUGCUCCCCUUCCAUUUAGGUCUGCUAACUCUGAUUCAAGUUUCUUGACUCUCAUGUCCCAAUAGUGAAUAAUUGUAACAACAAAGGCAGCUUCUGUGAUUUUCACUAAUUUAAUGAGGACACUAGCUACAAAUGCAUAUUAAUGUAAGCCUCAAGCAUGACUGCAGAAAGCUCCAAAUCUAGUAUACCAACCUAACAAGUCAGGCUUUUCUCACAAUUAAAAGAAAUUUUAUCUGUAGUCUAAUACACACAGUCUUGACAAGACUUGAUAUUUUUUCAUUUGAUUCUGAGUCAAUAAUACUUAAUAUUUGUUAGCCAAUCCAUAUAAUUGUAUGUGUGUGGUAGCCUGGUGUGUUUUCUGCUUCUACAUAUUCCUGGAAUUUUCCAAAAGUACAAAAAUCUGAAAAUUUUAAGUCAAAAGUUUGAUUCAGAGUCAACAGGGAACUGUCAUCAGAAAACAUAUACUUCAUGAAUGGAGAGAAACUACCCUCUAGGUAUAAGUUGUAAACACACUUAUUGAGGCAUGUCUUAAUGUGUUUCAAUUGACAUAAUAGUAAUCCUCUUUAAUACAGAUUUAUUAGGGGAGGAGAGAGGGCUUCUUUCUUAGUAAUUAUGCUUUGUGGCUUCCUAGUCUCUCAUUGCUUCAAGACUGUAAAGUCAGCUGCCAUUCAUACAUGAGCUGAAAAGUUACUUUACAGGCAUAUUCUGCUUUUUAGAAGAAUUACCGUAUUUUUCGCCCCAUAGGACGCACCGCCCCAUAGGACGCACCUAAUUUUUUUGGGGGGGGAAAUAAAGAAAAAAAAAUUCCCUCCCCAGGCACGGGGCAGGCGCGGGGGAAGCCCGAGCUUCCCCCGACCCCAGCCCCCAGAACAGCCUGCUAUCCGCAAGCCUAGGGAACCGAGCCGGUCUCCCCAGGCUUGUGGAGAGGUGCGCGAAGCCCGGGUGCGCUCUUCAGUGCGCACCAGGCUUCGGAAUGCAGUCAGCUCUGCGCUACUCUCCGGAGCCCCGCGCGGCUUCGCGCCGGGAUCGGGAGGGUGGCGCGGAGCUGCAGGAAGCCCUGGAGCGCAGGCAGCUCUGCGCCACCCUCCGGAGCCCCGCGCGGCGCGGAGCUGCAAGAAGCCCUGGAGCGCAGGCAGCUCCGCGCUACCCUCCGGAGCCCCGCACGGCUUCGCGCCGGGAUCCGGAGGGUGGCGCGGAGCUGCAAGAAGCCCUGGAGCGCAGGCAGCUCCGCGUUACCCUCCGGAGCCCCCGCGAGGCUUCGCGCCGGGAUCCGGAGGGUGGCGCGGAGCUGCAAGAAGCCCUGGAGCUCAGGCAGCUCCGCGCUACCCUCCGGAGCCCCGCGCGGCUUCGCACCGGGAUCCGGAGGGUGGCGUGGAGCUGCAAGAAGCCCUGGAGCACAGGCAGCUCCGCGCUACCCUCCGGAGCCCCGCGCGGCUUCGCGCCGGGAUCCGGAGGGUGGCGCGGAGCUGCAGGAAGCCCGGGAAAGCCUGCAUUCGCUCCAUAGGACGCACACACAUUUCCCCUUCAUUUUUGGAGGGGAAAAAGUGCGUCCUAUAGAGCGAAAAAUACGGUAAUUAUCAGGUCCUUUAUGCGCCUCUGCAGGAUGGCUGUAAUUGUGAAAAGAAAUGAGAUAGACAUAGGGAAAUUGGAUUUGGAAGUAUAGAAGGAUUUUUGAAGUGCUUUUAUGAAAAUGAAGCUAAGCUUUUAAAACUUGCAACCUUCUCUUGCUGAAUUGAAAGUAGCCCUCUGGCAUUGCUGGAACUUUAAAGUGAGGAUCUGGGUGUCUGGCCCAGGAGAAACUGGUGUGUGUUGGGCCAUGUUUAUAUCAAACCCAGCCAUCUCCAAUAACCUACAUGUGAAGGAACUGGUAUUACAUCUCAAGUAUGUGUAGUGCUGUGCUCUUGAGGGUGUUCACAUUGCAAGGAACAGAGCAGAAACCAUUAUGGUGGAAGACUGUAAAUGGAUUGGCACAUUGUACUUGAGCAAACUAAUGCCGGCUGGAUUACAUACCAUACUUGGUUUUCCAUUCUCUUGACUGGAACUGUAGAUAACAUUUGACCAAUAUCCUUUCUCAGCUGAGUGACUUAAUAAAAGCAGUUUGUCAUUUGAAAAUGCUCCUGUGAAAAUAUUAAGAUUUAUGGAAUAAAAUUGUUAAAGACUGUGAUGCCAGUUAGUAACUGUAAACUCUUGUCUGUGGCUUUAAAAGAAGAAAGUCUAGUUUAGGCUCUCAAAAGUCACUUAUGGAAGGAAAUAUAUGGUGAUCAGCUGUGUGUGGGUCAAUAUAUAUUUGUGUGUGUUUUAACUGCAAGUUAUUUUUUGUUACAGGGGAUCAAAGCACGCAUUUUGGAAACCCUUGUUAUGCUCAUUCUUCUUGCACUGCUUAUCCUUGGAAUCGUUUGGGUGGCUUCAGCUCUCAUAGACAAUGAUGCUGCGAGUAUGGAGUCAUUGUAUGGUACGGACAUCUUUAUAACAUAUUCUGUUGUUUUCAAAACAUUGAUAUGAAUAACUUGCAGUUCUAGGUUCUAACCACUGCGGCGAACAGAAGGUAUGGGGAGUUGCAUUUCUCUGCUCAGCAAGAGUCUUAAUCGAGGCUAAGGCAACUUGACAAAUAUAUGCAUUCAUAGGAUAGAUUUGUCCAUGUCUUCAGUCAGCCACUGUUAAAGUGUUAAAGUAAAUGUUUGUGGUCCAAAAAUUUGUAAGCGUAGUAGUAUAAUUGUUUACGAAGACAGCAGCAGAAUGAUUGCACGGUGAUCGGCAUACUUUUUUCCCAUGUUAUUGCCCAAAUGAGACAAAAUAGUGUACAAGCUGAAUCCAUUUUACCUUUUUUAUUUUCAGAUCUUUGGGAAUUCUACCUCCCUUAUUUAUAUUCCUGUAUAUCACUGAUGGGAUGUUUAUUACUUCUACGUAAGUCUUGCAGUAUAUACCAGAAGAGGAAGUAAUGCAUAUGUAAUUAUUUUUGACGUUUUAGUAUCAACGCCUUUAUCCUUUCACCCUGGCUAUUGGUUUUUGACUAGUAUUAACAACAUUUGUUUAUAAAUGCGCUCACUAGUUGUGAAAACUUCAGUGCUGGAAAAACCAUAUCUUGGCAUUCAUAACAGCUCCUUUUCGUAUGUAAAAAAAAUGUAAAGACUUGUUUCUUAUAUCCCUCUGUUUUGAGUUUUGUCCAUUAUACAGAAGGGAAAUUGGAGACCGCAUAUUUGAGAGCUAGCAAGGUGUCAUGAAAAGUUACAAUUGUAGUCUGCAGCGUAUGAACAAGAGGAGACAGCAUGCUUGCCAGUUGCCUGAACCUGAGCAACAAAUAAACAUCUCAGGACAAAGCUGCGUACAGCAGCUUGGGUGCCCCCAGUGAGAUAUAGAGAAACAGAGGAGCCUGCCUUAUGCCAGGUCAAACUUCACCAAGCUCAGAAUGGUCUGCUCUGGGCCAGUGUGGUGUAGUGGUUAAGAGCAGUGGACUCGUAAUCUGGUGAACCAGGUUCGAUUCCCCGCUCCUCCACAUGCAGAUGCUGGGUGAACUUGGGCUAGUCACACUUCUCUCUGAAGUCUCUCAGCCCCACUCACCUCACAGAGUGUUUGUUGUGGGGGAGGAAGGGAAAAGGAGAUUGUUAGCCACUUUGAGACUCCUUAGGGUAAUGAUAAAGUGGGAUAUCAAAUCCAAACUCUUUUCUUCUUCUUCUUCUUGACUGGCAACAGCUUUUCAGGUCUCAGACAGCGAUCUUUCACACCAUCUAUAUGGCUUUAAAAGGGGGUUAGACAGAUUCAUAGAAGACAAGUCCCUCAGUGGCUUUUAGCCAUGACAGAGGCCGUGCUCUGCCUCCACGGAUGGUGCUCAGGUCCUCCUUACAGGUUUCCCGUAGGCAUCUUGACCACUGUAAGAACAGGAUACUGGACUACAUGGGCCAUUGGUCUGAUUCAGCAGCCUCCUCUUAUGAUGUUAUGCUACCUGAUAUACUUUUGGCUGGAGAUGCUGGGGUUUGAAGCCAGGCCUUCUGCAUGGCAAAGCAUAUGCUCUGCCGCUGAGCUCUGUUACUAUCCCACUAUAUGCUCAGAGUGUAGAAGCAUCUGUUAAAAGGGGAGGGAUAUUUAUUUACUUAUCUGCUAAGUAUAUUUAUGUAGUCACUUUGUGACAUUGUUGUCUGGGCAACUUGCAGCAUAGAAAUACAAGCUUACAAACUGUAUCUAAUUUAACUUUUUACUUGAACAAUAAAACUUCUACAAGAUACUCCCAGGAACUUCAUUAUUGGUGGCAGAAUAUUGACCAGUAACAGGGUGGAGGUAGUUUCUCAUAAAUUGGACAAAACAACUCAUCUUUGAAUCAUUCUCAGUUUUAAAUUUCAGUGAUAUGAGAAUAAGACAGAAUAAUAAAAUGGAAAAAGGAAAUGGAUUUGGCCGUAAUUCAGACAAGUGUAAAGCUAACUCCAUACCCUUACUAGAGUUUCUGACUUGCUUGAAAACAGCCAAUACCUAUCCUGCAUUGCAACAAAUUAUGAAACUAUUGGGCAGAAUGGAGCUUCUCUUGCUAACUACAAUUGUCCGUUCCCUAUAUUAAUUCUUUCAGAUUCUGUUUAAUGGAGUCUAGAACUGUGUUAUCUUUCGUUUUCCUCCACAGUAUGCACACCAGUGGGACUUUCACGAAUGUUUACAGUGAUGGGUCAGUUGCUUGUAAAGCCAACGGUAGGUGUUGCCUGCUUUGAUGGAAUAAGCAAAUCCAAACAGGUCCCAGGCAUGGGGGUGGGUGGGUUAAGAUCAAGUAGGAGCCUGGUCUGGCCAGGCUGUAACCCCAUUACCAUGAGGGGAUAAUGAGGCUAAAUUGUAAUCAAAUAAACCCAUAUGCUCUAUAUUUUGUUCAGUCAUAAAAUACUUAACUAGGCCCCGAUAAACCGGAGGAAACAUCUAAAUGUCUGUUUCACACAUAUCCUACAGAUAUUUCAGAGACAUUUCCACCUGAAAAUAAAUAUUCCAAGUCCACUUGGAAAAGAGUGUGAAGUAUCAUCACUUACCUUACUAAAGGAUAUUUGCAACAAACAACAGCAGUUAGUUUUCAGUGAAGUGUGUAUAGCCCUCCAUACUUUUUGCACACUGCCAGGCUCUCUGUCAGACACUGAAAUAAGUGUAAGCAAGCUUGCACUCAUCAAAAACUGCGGUUAUGGCACCUGGCUAUUUUGUCGGUCAAGGGAUCUAAUGAGAAAUUGAUUUUUUUUGGAAAACAAUCUAUGAUUUUGCAAAGAAAAAGUGCAGAAAGAUAAAACUGUGAAAUGAAUCGAUUUAUUCGUAAAACGUUUGCUGCUGUGUUGGUACAAUAUGAUAAAAAAAGCAAAACAUUACUCCCUUUGUUAGGACCAUUUUUUUUACAAAAUAGUCAGCAAGCUUUGUAGAACUUUCAUUGAGGCUGGAAUUUGUGUUCUAACAAAAUAGCAGAAAUGAGGAGUGUUUGGGGGCAUGGCAGAGAAACCUCAGUGCGCACCAUGGUGCAAUUUCAGAAAGGUAUACAAUUUAAUUUCAGAAUUAGAAAAAUUUCUUUUAUGAUAACAUGAAAUUGUAUGUAUGGGAUCAUGGCAAGUGUGUGGAGAAGGCACAUGUAACGGGCCCAAAAAUAUGGUGCUUGGGACCUGAAUCCCAAACUAGAAAGUAGCUUUACCUAAAAAGUCUGUGUUUGACCAAGUUCUGUUAGAAUCACAGAUUCAUAGAAUCAUAGAAUUAGAAGGGACCUUGAGGGUCAUCCAGUCCAACCCCAACAAUGCAGGGAUCCUUUGCUCAAUUUGGGGCUCGGAGCCACAACCCUGAGAUUAAGAUUCUCAUGUGCUACUGACUGAGCUAUCCCAGGCCAGGUGACUUAAACUGUAAUACCUUUCUAGAAAAAAUAUUAGGUCUGAACAAACUUGAAAGUUUUUGUUUCAUAGUCUUUGUUAUAGGAAAAUGCUUUUAUGUUGUAACCUGGGUCCUACAUAUAAAUAAAUCUGUACCUGCAUAUUUUCAGAAUUGCGGUCUUGACCUGUGUCAUCAACUGAACGUUUUUUUAACAAACCUUCCCCAUAUGUAGACAACAUGAAGAAUUUUUCUCGGAUCAAUUCUAUAUGCACAAAUUUAAAAUUAUCUAUUGUGUUUGGGAACCAAGAGAAAAACCUAGGAGAAUGUCAGAAGCAUUGUUUUAAAAAUAAACGUUGCCAUUUUGGUCAGCUGAGGGCCAGUUCACACUUGGCCCAGUGGUAUAGGUUGUCCUCAUGCCUAGGCUCCUAUUCCCUCUAGGUUUUGCACAUGGUGAAUUGUGUAUGGACUACCUGUAAUGCAUAUUUAUCUAGUGUCUAAAUUUCUGACUUAGAUCCUUGAAGACUUGGAUGAACAGAUAUAUAUCAUCACCUUAGAAGAAGAAGCUAUCAUGAGGAGGCUAAAUGGUAGGUAUGUUUGAUACUUGCGGUGGUUCUUCUUGUAUCUGGUUGUAUAAAGAGGCAAUAUUUUGACAUUUCUACAGAAAUGAUAAGCGUUACAAGCUGCCACAUUUCUUUUCGAUAAAAACCUGCCUUUGCUUAAGGACAGGAAGCGCUCUGAACGGAUUGUGGUGCAGGCAGCCAUUUUAAGUAAAGGCAGAACCAAGAAUAUAUUUCCUUGUAUGCCUCCUUGUAUGCCUCAUUCUGGAAGUUGCUGCAGCCAAGCUGGUGCCAAACGCACUCUGCUUUCCUUUGGACCACAUCAGCGAGGCCAAGAGAGGGGGGUCUUGUCAUCUGGGCAGCCCAGGACCCCCAUACACACGUCCCAGGCUUGCACCCUGGAGAGGUCACUUUGGUGCUGCUAAUGCAGCGAUUUGACUUCAGAACCACUGGAGGCACACUCCCUUGCCUCUCAAAACAGAUGGAUGCCAACCAUUUCUUUACAUGCUAUGCAGAAAACGUUACAGGAAACUCACAGAAAGGAAUACCAUAUUGUCCUUUUCCAUCAGAGGGUAUGCACAUGCUGCUGGAUUGUGGCCCAAGUGUUUGUGUACUGUUCUGGCAGUAUAGAAAUGAAGGUCAUAAGAAGAAAAAAAACAAGAAACAAAAAUAGGAUGACAAUUUCAAUGAAGUGACAUUGUUUUGAGGGUGAUCUGGCUGUGACGUCUGUCACUCCAUUGGUCGCCAAGGUGAUUGGGCCCUUCCUCCCUCACUGCUCCAUGGGCAUCCUUCCUGAAGCUGCAAGUUCGGUGGAAGAGGAUGACUAUCUCAGAUUAGAAUGAAUGCACCGUUCUUCGGCCAAAGGCAUAUGAUAGCUGUGCUGCCCUUCUAGAACCUCCAAAUGAGCUCAAGGGCAUUGCAUGUCAUAAUUUAACCAUAGAGAAUCGUUUUAUUUGUAUAAGCAUCUAAAAUACAGAGAAUUAUAGUUGGAAUUUCAAAGACUACCUUGAGAUUUUUAGAGCAGAGCAUCUGUUUCAUUGAACAGGUUUACAUGUUACCUUUAGCACAAAUGUCAGUGAAUUUCUUUGAAACUACAGUGGAGUAAUUAUUUUUCCCCCAACUACCAAGUGUGAUGUUAUGAUGGAACUGCACAAUAAUUGUUGCUGUGUAUUUCAUUAUUGUUUCCUUGGUGUUCAUGGAAUGGUCAUGGUUCCCUCCCCCCUUUCUUUCCUUAAGAGAAAUCGUGUUUUGACACAAUCGGUUUUGAAUUCUGUCCUUUCAGGGAAUCAGAUGGGAAGACUAAAACAUGCAUUUCAGUUGCUUAGAUGUUUUACUGUAUAGCUGAGAAGCUUUGGAAUACGUGUAGUUACUAGAGUCACAUUCCCUUUAGUUUGACUAUUUUCAACUUUUUGUGGACAGAUGGGCCUGCUACAAAACAUUGCAGUGCUGAGUGCUCCUGAUCAGGGGGUCAGCUAGUUAGUCAACCGUUGAGAAGGACCAUAGCUUGGUGGUGAAGCGUCUGCUCCACACGUAGAAAGUCCCUGGUGUCCCGGGAUACCAGACUGGUAUCUCCAGGUAGGACUGCCUGAAACUGGAGAGUUGCCACCAGUCAGUCUAAACAGUAAUGAGCUGGAUGGACCAAUUGUCUCAUUGGGUAGAAUAAAGCUUCGUAUGCUUCCUGCACUUCACCCAGCAAUUGCUGGAGAUACUGCCCCUAUGACUAAUCAGGACUUUGCGGGGAAGGGAAGUUAACCCUUUCUCCCAUGCCAGUCCUGAUGAAAAUCCCCUCUCCCUGAAGAAUUCCAAAGAACAGCUUUGGACUAGGAAGCUGCAGUUCCUGUUAUCCUCAGUUGCAACAGUGUAGGAUCAGAGGUGUUGGAACUGCAACCACAAAACAGGAAAUGUUUUCCUCGGUUUUUUGAAUAGGCUAGUUGGUUUGUGUGUUAUAAAUUCCCUGGGCUAAACAUGGAACCUUUUCAGAAUCUUCCUUUGUCUGUGGGGCAGUCAACUCAGUGGUGCUGUGGACCUUCGCUUGUCCCACUAAUCUGUCCAAGAAAAACAAACACACCUGUUGAAGAACUGUGUCUUUGUAUGCUAGUGAGAACUAACAAAUACUGAACAAGGAAGUAUUGAACACCUGUUUGCAAGUGUGGACACACAUAUAACAGAUGUUAAUCACAUUUUUGGCAGAAACUCAGGUACUAGCAUAAUGAAGGACUAUGGAAUCUGCUUCUAAUCCUGGAAAGAAUGAGAAACUUUGGUAGCUAUAAUCUUCAUAAUUUCCUAGACGGUGGGAUCUGAAUCAGUAAUAUUUUUACUUCGGUUCUGGCUUAGCAGAAUGCUUCUAGGAAUCAAACUGAAAAAACUUAAAUUAUUAUUAAUCUCGUGUUUUUUAAAAAUGCCUUUUUAAGAUCAUGCCAAUCAUUAAAAAUGCUUAUAAUUUAUAAAAUGUGAAUUUUAUAUAACUUUAUUUUCCCCAUAUGCUUUUUUUUUUGGUGGUGAGGAAAUCAUCCCCGCAAUGGAUGAUCUGCCUAAACUUUCUUGUUGCGAAAGAGACUGGGUUGGCAGCAGUGUUUCUAGCAUAUUGUAUUUCAAUGCCCACAUCAUUCCUACACCAAAAGAAUAAAGCUAGGACUUUCUUUAUAUUAAAAGGGAAAAGUUGCCUUUAGCUAUUAGUUUUCCUGAAUCCAAGGAGACGGGUGGGGCAGGAUCAAAAAUGCUUAUUUGAUCAAAGUUAUUGGCUCUGAAGGUAUUCUGACCUAUGUAAGAAAGAUGAAAGGUGUUGUUUUUAUUGCGUACUAGUAACAGUGUAAUUUUGAACUAAUUGGUGUUGAACUGCCAAUCACCUACAGGGAAUGCAAAUAGAUACUCCUACAAUUUCCUUUGAGGUACUGAAAUAUUAUGUUGGGGCUGGAAGAAAAACAAAAUAAUACUGUUAAAUUGACCUUAAAUGAGCUGCUUUGUGGUUUUCUUGGAGAAUCCCUUCUAAUUUUUCAUGACUAGUCUGGACAUGUUCUGUCUACCAGUUUGAUUUAUUGGCUAGACAAUGCAGACAUUAAACUUUUGUGCUUGUUUGAAAUGAAGUUGAGAGGCUGUAGUGCUUUGAAUAGUUUGUGCUGUCUCUCAGAGUUCUGAUGUGAUUGCUCUAAAAUGUUGCCUUGCUCUUUGGCAAAAUAUUGGGAUUAGUGUUGCCUUGUUAUCAUCUCGGAGGAAGUUGUAAGACCUGUCAUUUAUGCGUCAGUGUAAAUAUUAAAGAUUUGAUGUAUUUCCCAUUAACACUGAUGUGAAAAUUACUGCAGAUGCAACGAGAUUUGGUGAGCAUCCAAACACCUGUAUUGACAAAUAAAGCUUCCUUUAUACAGGGUAGCCCAUUAUUUAGCUCAUUCUUCUCUGCUGCAAGGGGCAGCUGCUCUUUGAGGACUUUCCUAGCUGUGCUGUUAUCCUCAUUACUGGUGAUGCCAGAGGUUGAACCUGGAACCCCAUGCAUACAAACAUUAUGCUCCACCUGUGAUCUAUGGUUCUGUUCCUGAUGUAAAAUGGUUAAAGAGGUGUUUGCCUUUUUCCAUGUGGAAGCAGAGGGCAAUUUAUAUUUUUGCAGAUGGUCCACUGCAGGAAAGGUGCAUCCUGGUUUCUGCAAAGAAAGGAAGGGCAAUGGAAAUGCCAAGGACUAGAAAAGAAGAAAAAAGCAGGAAAGAGGAAGGAAAACAGCAACUCUUUAGGAUCCCAGGGAUUCCGAUAGUCUGGGAUUCAAACAACUCAUCAGUCACAGUUCUGAUUUAACUCAUUGGCUAAAAACAUCGCUGGCAGCAGUCGGUGUGAGUCUUCUCACAGAAAUCAUUUAGAAGGUUGCUUGCACAUUUUGCUUCAUAACUUUACUGCUUGGAGGGCUAGCAGCUUCAGCUCAUAGUCUUGGGCCCCUAUUGGCAUGGGCCCUGGCACAAUUGCUUCUAUUGCACCGUUAUAAUCCAGCCAGGUUUGUUUUAGUAGUCCUAACCAAGUGGCCAUGUCUUUCUUCUUGAACAGGGAUGUCUUCACCAGUGGAGUACAACACAAAGCAGCUGAAACAGGAACUAAGUAAUGUGAAGAGUAUGAAGACAAAAUUGGGUAAUUACAUCGGGCCUUUUCUGUGGUUCCCUGUGUCUGUUAGUUCAGUUUAAAACUGUUUCUGGGUGGUGUUAGAAAUGUGUGUGCUUAUCAUAUCAGGUGUUAUUACCAAGACGAUCUCUUGUGUAAAUAGGUUUUGUUAACAUCACACUUCAUGGCGGGAAACCCUGCAGUCCUGUAAAUGGGUUUUGAUUUAUUUAUGCCCUGUCUUUUUCCCUGAUGGGACUCAGUAAAUAUGUACUUAAUAGCUUUUAGUUGUUUUUAAAAAUUAAGUAUCCCAAAUGAUGAUGGAUGGAUAUAGUCACACAAGAUAAGGAAAUAAGAGCCCUACUGGAUGAGACCAAAGACCUGUGUAGUUCAGCACCCCAAUUCCCAUAGAUGCCUCUAGGGAAACCCACAAAUAGGUCAUGAGUGCAGUAGCCCUUUCCUACUGCUGUACUUAACCAACUGGUCUUCAGAUGUAUUCUGUUUCUGGUCCUGGAUCCAUCAUAAGCCUUAUCCUCCCAUUCAUUCGUCUAAGCACUUUUUAUAGCCACCUGAGUUGGUGAGAAUUGCCACACCUUGUAACAAAUUCCAUGGGUUGACUACGCUUUUGGAAAAUUAUAUUAAAAGAGGAAAUAAAACACAUAUACAUUCUUCUGUCAAUGGGAUGUUAGCUCUUUUUGAUAAGCUUUUUGCAUGUGAUGUAAUCUGCAUUAAAAAGGGUACCAUUGCAGACUCCAUACAGGGAGCCAAAUGUUUGAAUGUUCCAAGUGCUUCCUCAUAUGUGAAGCCAGAUUGUUGGGGAAAACAUUCCAGAAAGAUGGGUAGGUGGUUGAUGUCCCCAAAAUGAAUCCUUCCAAUACUUUGUCUGGUCAUGGUUAGGGACAAUUUAAUAGUACGCGGAGCAAUGUGUGUGCCACUUAUUGCCUGGCAGGGCAAUAUAAAUGACCUAGAAAUUGCUCUUGAGACCAGAGGUAGGCAAGGAAGUUGUCCUUGGAAUUCCACAGUAGUCUUGCUUACAAUAUUAAUCGGGGCUGCUUUUAGUUAAGUGUGGUGGAUCUGUAUCUUAGAGAACUUCUACUUUCAGAAUAGGAAAAGAUGUUUGUCUCUAAACACCUUAAUAUAGCAAGUUGGCUUAUUUUUCUCUUAAAAGAACGACGGAAAAAGGCUUCAGCUUGGGAGAGGAAUCUUGUGUAUCCAGCUGUAAUGAUCCUGCUGCUAAUUGAAACUGUAAGCUGUAAUUUCCUUCCAUUGCUUAAAACCCAUCUGUCCUUUUGAGAUUAGUGAUCUUUUUCAUGUACGUGUGUGAGCUGAGUAACAAAAAUAAUAAGGAGCUGUUUUUGUCUUCCUAAGCCAGUGGUUCUCAAACUUUUUUCUCUGGGCCUGGGCCACACUUCCAGAAUAAAAAUUUGCUUGUGCCACACCAAUUUUUUUAUUGAUAAGAAGUACAUUGGAAAACAAAAAGAAAAAACUUCUAUUUGUGCUUGAUUUAUAACAUAGAACACAACUACUUUAUAAUAUGAUUGUGGGACAUCCAGAGAGUAUAAAACAAUUAUAUUGAUGUGAUAUGAUACUAUACUACACUGAAAUGUUUAAAUGUUUCUUGGAUUGUCCUUGAAUCUUCCUGCCACACUUGCCACCCUCUCCUGCCACACCAGUGUGGCAGGCCACACCCUGUGGGAACCACUGCCCUGAGCCAUUAGCACUCAGUUUACUUCUCCAGUACAGAGGCAGAUUCCUCAGAAAUGGUAAUCAGUGUGAAAUAGAGCAAAUAUUUUUGAACCUUCAUGACUUGAUGUUUCUUUUUCUUUUUAAGGCAAUCUCUGUCCUCUUGGUUGCUUGCAACAUUCUUUGCCUGCUGGUUGAUGAAACUGCAAUGCCAAAGGGGUCAAGGGUAAAGUGUUCUUCUUUUGUGAUAUUAACACCAGCAAAAGGCACAUUGACAGCACAAUCUAAUGCAUGCCUACUUGGAAAAGUCCCAUUGAAUUCAGUGGGCUUCAGGAAAAUGGGUAUAGAAAUGCAGACCUGUGUUCAGAAGUAUGAAUUCUGUCCCUGACUUUAAGUUUAAUAGCAGUCACACAACUUCAAGUUUUCAUAUUGUGAAGUGUGCUUCGCACAUUGUUUGGCAUGUGGAACAUAUCUAAAUAGAAUAAAAGGAACAAUCUCAAUAAUCAGUGUCAGAAGCAGCAGCAUAUGUGUACAGGUUAAUAAUGCACAGAGCUGUUUGUUUGUCACCAUUAACACCACCGCUAGUGGGGAAAGCAGUUUAAAGUGGCAUGUAUCUAAAGCAACAGGGAUCACAUCAGCAGCAAGACUGAACAAAGCUCCAGUUGUGUAUAGUCACCCUUCUUUAUAUAUAUCUUAGUUAUAUUGUGACUUUUCUGUGUUACUCUAGUUACACAUGGAGCAUGAUUUAGAAAGAGUUGCAUUUGCUGUUGAGACUGCAGUAGCCAGUAAGGCAAGCUGCUUUACAAUUGCCCUGGUUUCCCUUUAUUUGCGCCAAAUUAUUUGUGCAUUUCAAUAUUUGUUCUGAAUGUGCACACUGGCAUUCUAACAUAGCUCAUCUGGAUGGAAAAUAAUUACGUUUUGAAAUGUCUGGCUCAUGUUUUCAGCCUUGAUAGUGUGCGACUAUUAAUGGCUAGGGAUUAGCUUAGUAAGAAGAUUAUCAGAAAACGAUGCUUCAUAACUCUUCAUUUUUAGUACUUCUGUCCAAUGCACUUGAGAUUUUAUGGGCAGAAAAAUAAUAGUGCUCUCUGUGUAAUACUUUUGUUUCUUAAAUCUUGCAGGGGCCUGGCAUAGGAAAUGCCUCUCUGUCCACGUUUGGUUUUGUGGGAGCAGCACUCGAGAUCAUUUUGAUUUUGUAUCCUUUCUCUCAGUAGGCGUUCUUGUCUGUUAACAAGUAUUCUGUCUAAUUUUCUGGGACGCUGUUAAUUUACUAAGACACUUGCCUAGAAGAGAGAAAAUGACAGGCCGUCCAUUCCCAUGCACUCAAAAGUGGUUAUUUCUCUCUCUCUCUCUUUCUCUCUCUGCCCCCCUUCCCUUUGUGGCGCUUAAGUCUUCUAGGAGUCUGAAACCGGCAUUCUUUAGUGGUUCUUUUAUUCCUUGAUUCUCACAGCUAUCUAAUGGUCUCUUCGGUUGUUGGCUUCUAUAGCUUACGUUUUUUUGGAGAUUUCACUCCCAGAAAGGAUGACACAACGAUGACAAAGGUAGGUUAAAAAGUCUGAGGUGGUGAUGUCUCCUUCCUCUUGCUUGCCCAUUUCUUCCACCCAAGGCAAACCUGACUCCCACAGAUGGUAAUUGCUCUGAAUGGCUCAUUUGUGGUGAUUAGUGCUUGUAAGUUGCGUAAACAGACUAGAAGAUUUUUUUUCAGGCCCUGAAUGGUCUUGAGGGGGAGGGGGAGGAAGGAAAAGCCUUGUCCUGUUUAGUUUGGAUGGCGUCCAUUCACUUGUAAAGUGCUGGAAUGGCCAAGCUUGUUAACUAGCCAUAGAAAAUCUCUUGAAGGGUUCCCUCCCCUCCUUGUAUUGCUAAUGAGUAACUUUGUGCAAACUGUACUUUAGGAGCUUCUUUGAAAUGCAAAGAAUUUGGUUGCUACAAGUAAUGCAGGCAAAUUAAUUCAAAUUGAAUAACUAAAUCGGAAGUAGUUUUAUUCAGCGACACUUUUUAUUCUGAGGCUACUUUGACUUUUCCAGAACUUUAUAGUGGCUUUAGAACUAGUGCUGUGGUGUACACAUUAAAAAGUCAUUCCCACAAACAGAUCAAAAUGAUUUAAACUGAAAACCUACUGGCUAUUAACUUCUGAAUUUUUGAGAUCCCCUUUCUCCUUCCUUUUUUGUAUUCAAAGAAUUGGAGAAGGGGGAAAUAUUUGCUUUCAUCUUGCAAGCAAUUCUUGAAAGUGGGAAAGUAAACAACUAUAGAUGAUCCUUGAUUAAAAAUGUUGAGGAAUCCCAAUAUAUAUGCUCAGCCCCUUCACAUACAGCAUGUUAGAAAAAUGCUCAUCACAUAUUUAUGUAAUCCAUGAUUAAUGUGUGAGUGUCAGAUUCAACUACCCACUGCAUAAACGGAAGCCAGUGCAAGGACUCCCUCUAGUGCAGUGGGGCUUCUCCCCUCCUUCCCCCUGUGACUCCCUCAAAUCUGCUCUGGAGACUCAGGAGACUCCAAGAACAGUGCGAAGGAGAAGGGAGAUGAUUCUGUUGGGCAAGGAGAAAUAUUUGCAUUGAUGGAACAGUCUCCUGGAUGCUGUGUUGAAUUACCCCCUAAAUCUUGAACAUGUAAGCAAGUGUUUAUAGAAGUGGCCUUAAAUGCCAUAAACUAUACAGUGAUUUGUAUACCUGUAGUGUUCUUUCAGCCCCCCGGCUUCAGCACACAGAAGGAUGCCCAUUACGGUUUCAUCUCGUGAUCUGCAGUGGUUCUUACUAGCAAAGAACCCAAAGAUUCCUUUGGGACCAAAAACAGCAGCAAGUCCAGCCUGCUGCUCAUUUCAACACAGAGACCAAAUGCCGUUCUGGAUGCACAGAGGCUGGAAUCUCUGUAUCUGGGAAGCCAACAUAACAUUCACUGUUAUGUUAAAAAGCAUCUGUGGCAGAAAUAGGGGCUUAGUAUGCUUUCUUUGUGCUUGUAUGAUACAGUAUAUGCCAAUAUCUAAAGUCCCUGUGGUCUAUAUAAAAUGUUUUAGAGGAGACUUGAGCAAUAUUUGAGAAAUGCCGAGGAAACAUUAACCUUAGAGAUGGGCAGACUUUAAAAUCAAAUUAGAAGAACCUGGGGUGUGUUUUCAGUGCCUUACUUGGUAGACUUAGAGCUCAUUAAUCAUAUUGAAAUACCUUUUUUUUGUUUUGUUCAAACAGAUAAUUGGGAACUGCGUUUCGAUCUUAGUCCUCAGUUCAGCUUUGCCAGUUAUGUCAAGGACACUGGGUAAGUCUUAUUUCUGUUUUUUAGAGAACUCUUUAUUGAGGUGUAUAUAGUUGUCAUUGCCUACAGAUCAGUAAAUGGUUUCAGUCAUAUUUUCAGGAAAGAAAAUCUAGGUACAACUUGAGUGUCUUAUGAAACAGCUUUCUGAACAUACUUUGCUGGAGCUCUUAAGCCAGUGCAGACUCUGAUCAUUCUUCCCAUGUCAGCGCCAUACUUUGAGCAUUACUGCUGGGGUUCCAGAAACACAAGCAGCAAUGCCUAAGUUUCCUUGUAAGCCUGUGGCUUGGGUGGUAGGCCCUAAAGGGACAGAGUUAAGAGGAAGGACCCUGGGAAAAGUCAGCAUAUAUUUGCUUAGUAGCACACCCUUGCCUUCUGUGUAGUGUAAGGAGGAAAUAUAGACAGUAAGAAUCUUAUACCGACAAACCUUGGGAUUUGUGUGUGUCGAUGUGUGCACAGACUUUAUGGCCUGAUUUCAAGCAAAUUGUCCUCCAAGUGUGGCUAGCAAAGACUAAAAAUAAACCAAAGCAUAAAUAUUAGCAGUAAAAGGACAGGACAGCAAAAGCCUAAAACACAGCUGUAGUCUAAAUUUCACAGAGCUCAGUGGUAGUUUCCCACCAGCACCUGAAAUCUGCCUCUGUGACAGGAAUGGAGCAACUGAUUCAAAGUGCCCCAGUUCUGAAGCUGAGUAGCCUGCCCUUGAUUGAUGGUAUCAAAAGCUGCUGAGAGGUCUAGCAGUAUUAACAAGGCCAUACCCCUGUGUCCUUCAGGCGUCAGGGCAACCAAGCUAGUUUCAGUGCUAAAACUAGUCCUGAAGUCAAAUGGAAUGUAGACCAUCAGGUUUGUCCAAGAAUGCAGUCAUGCAGUUUGGAGGCCAGUGUAGGACAAUGGAUAGGUCUGAGGUUGGUUGUGGAAAAUCUAGAUUCAGGUUUCUUCAUAGCCACAAACCUCAGUGAGGUGGUCUUGUUGAAAAGCCACACAGACUGCUUCAUAACACAAAUGACCUUGUCAUUGCGAUAAGAAGAAAACAGCUGCAGCCACAGGGAACAAAACUAAUAUACUUGGGCUAUUACAAUAGGCUGUACAUUGUGCUGCCUUUUGCAGACAGUCUGGAAAUUGCAAGUAGUUCAGGUUACAGCUGCAAGGCUAACUGGGGUGGGUGGUGGGAUCAUAGUCCCCUUUGCUAGACUGGCCUCAGUGGUCCUCCGUCUUCUUUCUGAGCUCAGUUCAAAGUCUUGGUGCCCUUUAAAGCCCUUCAUGGCUGCAGUGCAGUGACAGAAGCUAUCAUUUGUGAGCUUCCGCUCCGGAUUUCCUGGCCUUCUGAGGUGUGGUUUAUAACAGGACAAGAGCACUUUAGUUGUGGGACCACACUGCCCUCGUUUUGGAAUAUCCUCCAGGAGACUUGCCUGGCACCAUAUUGUUCUUUUAAUGUUUAGAUUCUGAGGUUUCUGAAGACCAUUUCAGAAGUGCAGGAUACAAAUAAGACCUCUAUAAAUAGUUAGCAUAUAUGAGCUUUUCCGUCAUAACUACUGAUGAUACUCACUUGCUAGACAAGUAGAGAAAACGAGGGAAACCAAAGGAAAGUAGCAUCAACAACCUAGAAAGAGCUACUUGAGGAACUCUCAAAUGUUUGAUCAUGCCUCAAGGCAUAUUUUCCCUUUAAUGGAGCAAGCCCCCUGUGCUAUUCCACAUACAGCUUUUGAAAGUCUCAUCAGUUUAUCAAUUUUUCUUAACUUUUAGUACACAAUCAUUUAAAUAAUGAAGUGAGUAAUUGCAGCCAUUAGGUGUUUCAGCCUUAAAAAAUGUGAGGGGUAAAAAUAGGUCUGUAAUCUUUUGCUGCUGAGGCUUUCUAGGGGGGUGGGAAACCUUAUAUUCAUUGUCAACUGGCAUGAAGAUGACCUUCUUAUAGAAAAUAUAAUCAGGGAAAAAAUGAGUGUGCGCACAUGCACACAAGAGGAUGUGUCAUUGCUGCUACACAAAAAGCAAAUUAAAGGCAAGACUUCGUAGUUCCCUGCUGAGGGACACAAAUGAAAUUCCUAUAUUGUUUGCCAUAGAGAUAAAAGGAAGGCUAAAACUGCAAAGAUGAACAGUUAAAACACAGCUAACAAAAUGCACAUACACAGCUGUCCAAACAGGAUUAGUGGAGUGCAUUAGGGUACAGUGAGUCAUGUGGUGCUUUGCAGAAUCUCAAAACGCACCACAUUGGAUGCUGUGAAGCUUUUCAUAGUAUGAGUAAAGCAGGCUUCUGGGUGAUAAAAUGAGGAGGGCUCUUGUCAUAAUGGGAAUGGCAAAUGGGAAAGUAAAAUUAUCUGUAUUAGAACAUUCAGUGACUUUCAUCCCACCAUCAACCUAACAAUGAACCAAUCUAUGCAAGAAAUACAUUUUCUGGACACUUCUAUAAAAAUACAGGAUGGGUACAUAGACACCACCUUAUACCGAAAACCAACUGACCAACAAACAUAUCUACAUAAUUCCAGUUACCAUCCCAAACAAUUAAUUGUAUAUAGCCAGGCUCUACGUUACAGCCGCAUCUGUUCCAACUCUACAGACAUGGAUUGUCACCUAAGAGAUCUACAGCAAACCUUUUUGGAACUAAAAUAUCUGCCUGAUGAAGUUAAACAACAGAUCAACAAAGCCAGACUGAUACCCAGAGAGAACUUGCUGCAAGGCAGACCCAAAAGAGAAAAUAACAGAACACCACUAGUAAUGACAUACAGCUCCCAAGUUAAAACAGUUCAAGAUUUACAACCUCUCCUAGACAAUGACAGUUCUCUUUCUCUCUGGGAGGAAGACCUUUCCUUGCCUACAGACAGCCACCCAGUCUUAAACAAUUCCUCACCCACAAUAACACAGCAACCAGACUUUACAUGGACACUGGUACCAGAACCUGGAAUAAACCCAGAUGCCAAAUUUGCUGCCACAUACACCCAGACAACACCAUCACUGGACCCAGCAACAUCAAACAUACCAUCUCAGGCCUAUUUAAUUGCUCAUCUUCUAACAUUGUGUAAGCUAUCAAAUGCCAGCAGUGCCCUUCAGCUCUCUAUAUUGGACAAACGGGCCAAACCCUACACCAAAGGAUAAAUGGACAUAAAUCUGACAUCAGGAAUCACAAGACAGAGAAGCCACUAGGAGAACACUUCAAUCUCCCAGGACAUUCAAUACAGGAUCUCGAAGCAGCUGUCUUAUUACAAAAGAAUUUCAGAAACAGACUUGAAAGAGAAAUUGCUGAUUUACAACUUAUUACUAAACUAUGGAGAGACCUGGUCUGAAUAGAGAUAUUGGAUUCUUGUCUCAUUACAUAUGCUAAAGCUAUUUUUGGUCAUCUGCAUCCUAUCCCUUGCUUUUUCCUGUAGGACUAAUUGCAGUCGUAAACAGUCAACAGAUUUAUCAUACCCAUUGAGCCAAUCACCCAUAUCCUACUACCCUUCUGAGAAAAACCGCACCCUCCCUCCCACUAUAUAUAAGGGUCUGGUGACUUCUGUUUCAGUGUAUCUGAAGAAGUGUGCAUGCACACGAAAGCUUAUACCAGAACAAACGUAGUUGGUCUCUAAGGUGCUACUGGACAAUUUUUUAAUUUAUUUCGAUUAAAGUACUUGGCGGUCAUUUUUCAAUCUUAGAUAUCACCCUCAUUCGCUUUUCUGAAUUAUGUCACAUUCUCUCCCCCCUGCAGGUAUUACCAGGUUUGAUCUCCUUGGAGACUUUGGAAGGUUUAACUGGUUAGGAAAUUUCUACAUCGUGCUAUCCUACAAUAUCCUCUUUGCCAUUGUGACAACCCUGUGUCUGGUUAGAAAGUUCACCUCUGCAGUUAGAGAGGAGCUUCUCAAAGCAUUAGGUAACAUUUGUUCUCUUUCGUUUGAUAGCCAUAUUGUGCAUAAUUUGAAUUUAAUUUAAUUUGAAUUCUAGAGUUAUAGGGAGAGUAAUUUGCCUGGUGUGGGUUUCCAGCUUCCGUCAUGUGGUAUAAAAAGACAUACGUGGUGAGUGGUUCUGUGUUGAGUUCACCUAGUUUAUUCCUUUUAAGAAAACUAUUUGUUUGCUUUUAUCCCAUCUUUCUGUCAAGUGGUGUCAAGACAACUUAUAAUGAAGCAAAAGUAAAAAUAAAAACAACUAGAACAACUAGUUGAACCAAUUGUUUUGCAUACUUAAGUGUCCAUAGCAAGCCAGCUUAUGAAGCCAAAAGCCUGUUUGAAUAAAAGCUUUAUCUACCAUCAGAAUGUUAUAAUAAUAAUAAUAAUAAUUUAUAAAAAUAAUAAAAUUAUUAUUAUAUUAGUUGUGAUCUGCAAAACCCUACACAAUUUGAGACCAAGUAGUUCUCAUGAUUUAACAGCCAGUACUUUUGAAUUUUCCCUGGGAGCAGACUGGUACCAAGUGAAGCUCUUGUAAUAUGGGAGUUGCAUGCCACCUACAGCUUGCCUUGUUCAAUAGCCUGGCUGCAAUAUUCUGAAGCAGUAGAACUUUCACUGUUCAGUCAGCGUCAUGAACAGCACAUCACAGUAGUUCAUAUAAGAUGUAACUAAGGAAUGUGUUGACACAAUCAAAUCCACUAACACUGAGAGUGGGCACAGGAUAUUUCUUAUCAGGUUUUGACAUGCCAAUUGGUUUGCUUUGGAUAAUGAUGCAAAAGCUGGAAAGCUUUGAGGUGGAAAUUAAGGAAUUGCAACAUUAGAAGACCACCAGAGACUCAUGGACAGAGAUGUUUUGAGCAGAUGAAUGUUCUGUUCUGUUGUGCUUUUCAAACUGCAUGAUGUAGUUUAUUGUUCUACAGUUUUUGAGGCUUAUUUUGUUACUUGAAAAUUUAGUAAUAAUGAAAUUGCAGAUGUAUGAAUUCAACUUCACAUUAGAAAUCAAUAGACAAAGCCAUGUAGAAUGUUCAGUAUUUGUUGUGUGAAAGUGAGAUGUGAUGGAAAGCUCACAUACAGCUCCCCUCCCCCUCUGUCAUGACUGAUAGAAUUUAAAUUUGUAUAAUGAUGCCAUGACAUUCUGCUUCUCCCAUCAGCAACCAAAUAUUUAGACCUGGGGAGAGGAAAUGCCAUAUUUUUCGCUCUAUAAGACGCACCAGGCCACAAGACACACCUAGUUUUUGGAGGAGGAGAACAAGAAAAAAAAUAUUCUGAAUCCCAGAAGCCAGAACAGCAAGAGGGAUCGCUGCGCAGUGAAAGCAGCAAUCCCUCUUGCUGUUCUGGCUUCUGGGAUAGCUGCGCAGCCUGCAUUCACUCCAUAAGACGCACACACAUUUCCCCUUACUUUUUAGGAGGGAAAAAGUGAGUCUUAUAGAGCAAAAAAUACGGUACCUCCUAUUAUGACUUUACAGUGUUUGCAAGGGGCAGUUAAGUUGCACAGAUGCUGUUCUUGUGCCAUUUAUAAUCCUGUCUAGUUUCUCAUGUUCUCAGAUAAGGUCUCCACAGACAAAAAUCUUCAAUUUAUUUAUGUACUGGAACGAAGCCUAAUGUGAUUUUGAAAACACCUAUACUUGUCAGAAGUGAAAAAGAAAUUUAAAUGUACUAUCUUUUGAAAUGUUUUGCAGGUUUAGACAAGCUUCACCUCUCACACAAUGCAAGAGACUCUGAGGCUGCAAAGCCAUCUGUAAACGGGCACCAGAAAACACUGUGAAAAGCAGGUGGUGGAACCGAGCCCUUUUGACUUCAUGACAUUCCUGUCACUUCAUAGCACUUGUUUUUGUAUUGCUUUUUCUUGUUUGUAUAUUGGGUCCAAGUUGAUAACAAAAAAAAAAAUGCACCCAAGAAAGCUGGGUGUAUCAGACUGUACUCUCUUCUUGCUCAGAUUGAUCCAUGUUCAAUUACUGUGUCAGAAUUACUGGCGCAGAAUUGUCUUGAAACCUGGAAGCGGAAAAGAAAACUCCAUUCGUCUUUGGAUACACCUCCAUAUUGAUCUAUCAACAUAUUAGGCCAAGAAUCUCCCGAGCAUAAACCUUUUGCUGAAGAAUUAGGCUGGGUGUCUGAGAUGAGCCUUGCUAGUUGAAAAUGGCAAAUCCUUUACUAGAGUUGCUGCUUUUUCAGUAAAAUUGCAUUAUGAAAACGGACAACUUAUAGAGAAUAUGGUAAGAUCCAGGAUCAGUACAUUCAUUGCCCGUCUGAUGAGUUUCCACGGUCAUUGUGUCUUAAGAUACCAGCAGUUCCUGGUUCUACAUAACAAAGUGGCCUACAGUUAUCACUAAAGGUAACUUCCACUGAGACUCAUGAAUUACACAAUAACGUAACCCUAGGUUGCAGUGUUAAAUUGUAAUUUCACAGACCUCUGAUUGUUGUGUACAUAAUCAUGCAUUUUAGGGCAACCACACAACUCCAUUAAAUGCACAGAGAAUUCUGUUCAUUCCCUUCUGUGUAAUGUGUCGCCUUAUAUGCAUAAGCAGUGAGAAAAGGAUACAAUAGCACACAACUUCCACAAGUGUUAAAACAAUUAUCCCACUCUAGAUGCCCUGGGUUAAGUGUGCAGUGCAUUCUAGUUCAUUAGAAUAGACCAUUUUUUCAUUAUUUCCUUUGUUGAUCUAUCUUUUUAAAAACAUGGAGUAAUCAGGUAGCAGAUUAUAAACUCCAGUUUUUUAAAUAUGAAAAUAUAGAUUCCAAUUAAGGCAUGCAAUUUUCAUUGAUAUUGUUACACUUUAGCAAAUCUUGUGUGUAACAUAUGAAUCUGAAGGAAGUUAGCAUACAUACUGUGAGUAGAGGUAGGUAGAUUGUAAAGGCUAGCAUGACAUUUUAUGAAACUUUGCUGAAGGUUUGUAGUUCUUGGAUGAUGAAGUGACACUGGCCAUUCAUAGAUGAGCACAUUUUAUAAGUUAGAUCCCAUAAGGUUAACUGGAUCUUCACAACUUUAAUGUUUUACCUCACUUUGAAAAUAUCAGUAUUAUAUUAAUCUCAUUAAGUCCAAAACUGGGUUUUGAUGUGUUGUACAAUGUUGAAAUAAUUCUGCAAAUUAUCCUGCUUUUUAAAAAAGUUCAGAAUGUUACUAGAUUCAUUGGGGCUCACAAGCACUUUCUACACUGUUUGAAAUCAGUGUAGAGUUCCUGGAUAAUAGACACUAUUCUAAGUUUCAUAUGAUUUCUUAUGAAAAUUAAUCUUGCAUUAAAUUUUGGAAGGUAGCAUUUAUAGUAAAUACAUUAUAGAAUCUUUUCUAAUAUUGUCAGUGGAAAUGACAAAUAGAACAGAUGCAGGACGGAACUUAUUUUCAUAAAAAUGUUUCUGGGAACUGGAAUAAAUUGUAAACUGGGGGCUUUUUGCCACAGUGGAAGAUGUAGAGAAAUCGACUCACUCAGUGACAUUGUUAGGGUAAUCAGAUUAAGCCAGGAUAUGCACAAGUGCUGUGCACAACAUACAGCACCCUGUACAUAAGUGGGGAAAGAAGCCAGGAAGCUGUAGUUAUGAUUUAACUAUAACUUCACAUCACAUGCAAAUGGGAAAAUGGCUUCUGAACAAACCAGCCAACUUGUGGAUAAGCUCGUUUGGAAGCUGUUAAGCAAGGGAAGUGGCAGUGAACUUCUACUUCCUGACUUGUUUUUCCAUUCACAUUCACAGCAUUUGAUUAUCUGAACCAGGCCCAAGAGUUUAGAUAUUGAGACCUUGUAUCUCAAUUUGAAAUGGUAGUAAUUGGUUUUAGGAUUUUUAGUGUGCUUGGCACCUCCACUCAACACCACAUUGAAACAUAAUCGUUCAUGUCAUAAUAGUAAUAUGCCUACAGAAAAAAAAAUAAGUGGAUUCUGUAUUGUAAAGGUACAUCAACAGUAUGCUUAUUACUAUAGCUACUGCAGUCAACAUAUAGAUGGAUCGAACUGAAUUUGAAAGUAUUUGUGAUUCUGUGGCUAUCAUGCUUUGGACAAAGUUCAUACCAAAUUACUGAGAAUUUUAAUCCAUGUUCUUCAUAGGUAGAGAGUUGACUUAGACAAAUUUGCAAAUUAAACAUCAAAGACAAUAAAUGCAGAUGGCAUGAGGAAUCUUCCGUAAGUACCUUAAUAAACUUGGGUUAGUUCACCUGUAAGUGCUCUACUGUACAGCCCCAUUCAAAUCAGGAGCUGUGCAAGAGGAAAUGCUUCCCUGAAAAUUUUGCCUUUGGUUAUCCUGGGGUGGUUUGCAUUAAUGGUACAUGGUAUGAAACCUGCCCCCAUCCCCAAAAGUCAUUUGAUUAGUGAAGGCUCCAUCUCAAUUCUUGUAAUUUCUUAGGAUCAGGUGUGCAACUUAUCCUAUGUACUGGUUUGCAUCUCAAUCAGGGGUGGGGUACUUUCUUUCCCUCUCAAGGGCCACAUUUGGGACAAUAUUUGUGGUGCUAAAUAGGCCAGUGAUGGGUAGGACCUCUUCCUCCCCUUCCAUUCCCCGCCCCUUCCCAGCCACGUGCAUGAAAUUAGGCCAAAGUCUAAACUGCCCUCUGUAAAGUUUUAAUGCCUUUGGCAGGAAAAUAGGAGGGACCUAUCUAGUAAAGUGACCAGUGCCACUGCAGCAAAUCAUUGUUUCCUGGUGAUACAAUAAUAAUACAGGCCAUCUCACCCUGUGAAAUUGAAGUAUAACCUGGCUAUUGCUGCCUCCCACUUCCAAACUUACACAAAAAUCCACAAUGCACCACCCUGGAGAUGCAUGUGAAAUAAGAGUCACUAGAAGGGGGACAGAUUCAGCACUCCCCCCCCAUUAUAAAUAUAUGUGGUGGUCUCCUGUUCCUUGACUUUGUCCAUGUGAAAUUGUUAAAAUUGUCAUUUUAUCCCUCAGUUGAAAAUUAUUUUACAGAUGAAGUUCUACUUUCAAAUAUAGUGAUAAAAAUUACACAUAAAUACUUAAAGUUAUAAAGGCUUAAAUGUGUUUAAGUAGAUGGUAUUAGUAAUUCUUUGAUGGAUACUAGUAAUGUAUUCCUAGUGGUUUGACUUGUGUAGUCAAGUGUUUUGUACCUUUUUUUAAGGUACAAAAACCUCUACUUCAGUCAUAAACCAUCUGCCUCGUUAUGAGGCUAAAGCACAAAUAUGCUUUUCUUGUAUGAGCUAGAUGUAUAUCAAAUCAGACCAAAAAUGUAUGCAAGUUAAGUGUCUUAAGUGCGCCAUUGUUUGGCUUUCUCCUCCACUGGUACACUGUGUUAACACAGCGUGACCGAAUUGUUGUUGCAAAGUCUGAGCACAUCUUUACUCUCUAGCUUUUUAAGCGAAUGUCAAGCAGACAUAGAGGGGUUAUUUAGAAGUUGGCUUCACUAGGACACUUUGUUUACAGAUUGUAAUGUGACGUUUACCUUCACCUCUUUCUCCAAUCUCUUUUACACAGUUGCCUGUUUUACAGUGUCAAUUAAAGGAUUUGACAAUAUGUUCUUCUACAGUUUACUUGGUUCAGAGGUGUUUCAUUCAGCUCAAGCUUCAUAAUGGUGCACCUUGUCUUCUGUUCACUUAAAACACUUUGACAUUGUGUACAGCCUGGUAUUGAGAACAUCUCACAGAUGUUCUGCCUCUGCACUGAGAUUUUUCUGUUCUCCUCUUAGGGAGCUUGUGAACUUUCUUCAGAAGAAAUGGGGAGUGGGUAGCAAUGUAUGUAUUUGUUUGUAUGUAUGGGUGAAGUUUAUGGACAAUAAGAUACGCCACCUUUACAGAUCUUUGGGGUGUACCAUUAAUGUGCCCAGGAACACUUUUUAAAUAGAGGAUGGAUGAAAGCACAUCCAGGUAGGGGAAGACAUACAUCCCAUGAUUUGAAAGCUGACCACAAGCAGAAUCUUGAAGAAAGCUCUGGAAGACUAGGAGUGCUGGCUCCUCUCCUCACUCCUGUACAAUACCUUUUUGAUGCAUAGUAUAAGGAGGUGCUGGGUGGCGCUGUGGGUUAAACCACAGAGCCUAGGACUUGCCGAUCAGAAGGUCGGCGGUUCAAAUCCCUGUGACGGGGUGAGCUCCCGUUGCUCGGUCCCUGCUCCUGCCAACCUAGCAGUUCGAAAGCAUGUCAAAGUGCAAGUAGAUAAAUAGGUACCGCUCCGGCGGGAAGGUAAACGGCGUUUCCGUGCACUGCUCUGGUUCGCCAGAAGCGGCUUAGUCAUGCUGGCCACAUGACCCAGAAGCUGUACGCCGGCUCCCUCGGCCAAUAAAGCGAGAUGAGCACCGCAACCCCCGAGUCAUCCAUGACUGGACCUAAUGGUCAGGGGUCCCUUUACCCUUUACCUAUAAGGAGCUAAAACCAGUGUAUUCCUACUUAGUUCCUUUCUGACUAACCUCUUGUGUAAAGAGGUUCCUUCUUGAGUAGUCAGAAAGGAA
Messenger RNA from Podarcis lilfordi (Lilford's wall lizard), 66095 nucleotides. The record is from the annotation of a GenBank genome assembly. NCBI's taxonomy places the organism in Eukaryota, Metazoa, Chordata, Lepidosauria, Squamata, Lacertidae.